This is a messenger RNA of Podarcis lilfordi (Lilford's wall lizard), 45708 nucleotides long. The record is from the annotation of a GenBank genome assembly. NCBI's taxonomy places the organism in Eukaryota, Metazoa, Chordata, Lepidosauria, Squamata, Lacertidae.
ACAUCAGUCUAAGGAGCUCUGUGUUUGUGGAGAGAGAGAGUUUACUGUGUCUUUCAAACUACUGGGAGCUUGACGGGAAUAUUUAAUGAGAAAGCAAAAAGGUGCCCUGGAUUUUUUUUCUUGUUCAUUUCUGAUUCUUUAGAAUAAUAUUGUCUGAAGUUUGUGCUGCAGAAUAUCUUGGGAAAAAAUAACCCAGGCAUACUGGUUGGAGACAAGGAGUUUUCUCUUUAAAAAUUCACACACCUCCGGCAAGGUAAUACUGAUUGUUUCCCUAUGUAUGAUUCAUUUAUAGAUCUAAUUUUGGAAGGGAGAGAGCAAGCAUAUAAUUCUAUAUUUUGGAUAAUUCAAUGCUUUGCAUGUUAGGGAGAUGCCCUGAGGGUAAGAAGUGUCUUUAAAAUGAAAUUGUGAUGCAAAUACCAUCAUGUCUAUGCAUUAUUGAUAUGCCCACAAAGCGCAUGCACACAUACACAUACAGACACACACAAUGUCUACAAAGCUUUGAUAAAUCCAUCAUUUAAAUACUUUUACAGGCAAGUUAGGUGUCUGUAAUUUGUUUAAUGCUUUAAGAACCAUAUUCAUUUUCUCAAGUAGGUUUCCUCUCCUCUUUCUUUCUUUCUUUCUUUCUUUCUUUCUUUCCGUAUUUAAUAACUAGCACUGCUAGUUUACAACUGCGCAAAUAUUGAGCUAACUUUGGGCACUGAUAUAUUUUUCUCCUUGCUGGGGGUUCCAAUUGUCUCACUGGUUGCUAUAUAAAGUUAUGUGGAAAAAGAGGGUUGAUAAUGCAGUGUGUGUGUGUGGGGGGGGCACUGGAAUCAUCUCUCUGCCUCUCCUUUCACCCCUGUGCUCCCUGCCCUGCCCCCAAUAUCCUUUUGUGUUGAAUGGCUGCUAUGCUAGUAAGACUUUAAAGAGGAAUAGCAUUAUCAAGCCUGUCACAGCAGCUCACCUUCUCCCAGGGAGAUUGGAUUCUUGAUAAGUCUCUGCAAUGUGAUUUGUGUCAGGCCAGUAGCAACAUGUACCGAUCACCCCAAGCGAAAAUUCAGAGAAAGAAAGGUUUUUGUGGUGUUUUUUUUAAAAGUUGGGGUUGUUGGGGUUUUUUUUUAUAUAUAAUUCUAGUACUUUUGGAUUGAUAAAGAAAUCACACUUUGGGGAUGGGUUCUUGGGUAGUUAUCCUUCUUUCUGCCUUUCAUUAAUUAGAAAACAAAACAGAUCCUUCAGAGACUGGCAAAUCAGAAAGCAGCUAAAAUCCCAUCAUUCAUUAGCUUGUCAAACUGCCCCAAAAGGAAUUCAGUCAAUGUCCCAAGAUUUUCAAAAGGGAUUUUACAGCAAACAGAAUCAACCAGCUUCCAUUUCACCAUGCCAUGGAUACAAACAUGGAUACAAAGAAAGUGUGUUUGUAUAUUAAACAAAGAGUGAGUUCCUGCAAUCCUUAUUGGUGUGUGUGGUGGCGGGCGGGGUGUAUGUGUAAUUAGGUGAAAGGAAAUACAGAUAGUUUUAUUACUGAAAUUGCCCAAAAGACAACAUCAUAACACAGGGCUGUUUUCUGAAUGCGGAUUGCUACCAGACUCUGAACAGACUUGUUUUUCAUUUCAUUUUAAUGUGAUCUGACAAAUUGCUUGGCAGAGGUGAGGGUUCUGGGGGGAAAAGGGAAAUGCAUUUAGACGUCUUAUUUCUUUAUUUUAAAAAAGCAUGCAUAAAAGGAAACAAAUGGAGGAAACAUCACUACCAAGAUGAUUUAAUGUGACCCUGAUGAUGGGCUGAAAUGAGGUUUGGGAGGACACAGUGUCAAAAAUGGGGCAGGGGAAGAGUUGUGUAGGGAUUGUGUCAUUUGCAAGUGCUGCUGAGAUCUGGUCAUGGCUGAUGUGGCAGAGUAAAACACCAACCCUCUAUGAGGAGUCUGGCCAGCUUGAAGCAGCCAGAGGGAGGACCACAUUGCUGCUUAUCGAAACUCUGCCCAAACCAAACAUUUCAGUCAGUAGCUACUAUCGUUGAGCUUAUUCAGAGUUGUUGGAGAAGUGGGGGAUUAUCUCCUUACUUUCCUCUUUCACCUGGACCAUUAUUGCCACACUUUAAUGUUGCUGUUGGUGUUUGGAAAGUUUGCCACCAGUUGCAUUCAUCAAUGGAUUGAAGUGGAUCAAUUUCUUUUGUACUGAGUAGAUGUAAAACAAUUUUGCUGGGAUUAAAGUAACUUUCCUUCUGAAGGUCCCUUCAUGCUAUAAGGUGGGGAAUGGGAACCUCACCCUCUCAUUGGCUGCUCUUCCUCCAUUAUAUUGGUGGCAGCCUCACCAAAGAAGAUGGGAAAAUUGUUCUGGUUCUUCCGAUGGGAGUUGUGGUCCAUCAUGGAGGGGUCCAGGUUGGGGAAGGCUGGUUUAGAUUUUUUGCCAGGCAAAAGUACAAAAUUUUGCUACAAACUCUUGGACAUGUCUGCAAAGAGUUGUGGACCAGGCAAAAACAGCUUCGAAUUUCAGUUUUGCCAGGUUCUGGACAUACUUGCCAGUGCUUUAAAAGCCAAGUUGGGCUAUAAAAGUACAUUUUAAAAAUACUCCAUUAAGUUUAUUAAUUAAAUUUCUUUAAUUUAAUUACUUAAUUAACCUCUCUUUUUUGGUUCAGUACACUGCUCAGUUUUAUUUGCUUUUUUUAAAAAAAUCUGGGUUUUAGGACUUUAAUGACUGUUGCUAACUGUAUUUUACUGUUCUUAUGUAAUCUGCCUUGAGAUUUUUUUACCAAAUUACACAGUAUACACUUUUAAUAUCUAAAAUUUAUCAUAUACAUGUAAUAAUAUCCUGGAUGGGAUAGACUAGUGUCUUGAAUUGUCUCGUGCUAAUGGCUGCCGGGGAGACAGGGUUGGGGGUGCCAGUGGUAGAUGCAUAUGGAAUCUGCCUUGGGGAUGUAGUCAACAUAGCACUAAGUCUCUGAGAGUAUCCUCCAUACAGAGAGCCCUGGGAUGAAUGCAAACAGUUAGCAUGUGGGUAAUCUAACACAUUACACUUGUGCCAGCACUUGCAUCUCCUUGCCAAGUAAUCAGAAGAAUUUUACCUGAUUAGAGAGGUGUGAUAGAAUGCUCCUCACCAUUUGGAAGGGAAAUUCAGGCAAACAGCUUUCCAUGUUCAACAUUUAUUCCAUGCACAAUGACAUAACACCUGCCAAUGAAUGUCCAUAUUCAACCCUAAUCUCAGUUGUGUAAGGGCUUGUGGUUGCUCAAAGCUACACUUUUGUCCAUCAUUUCUUCACAUAAAGACAAGCUAUAAGGAUAAGAACAGCAGCAAUGAGCUCCAUCUUAAAUUAAGCCUAUAUCAUUUUCAGACGAUGGAAGUGUUACCCAGUUCAAAUCAUGCAGAAUCAUAGAAUCAUAGAAUCAUAGAGUUGGAAGAGACCACAAGGUCCAUCGAGUCCAACCCCCUGCCAAGCAGGAAACACCAUCAGAGCACUCCUGACAUAUGGUUGUCAAGCCUCUGCUUAAAGACCUCCAAAGAAGGAGACUCCACCACACUCCUUGGCAGCAAAUUCCACUGUCAAACAGCUCUUACUGUCAGGAAGUUCUUCCUAAUGUUUAGGUGGAAUCUUCUUUCUUGUAGUUUGGAUCCAUUGCUCCGUGUCCACUUCUCUGGAGCAGCAGAAAACAACCUUUCUCCCUCCUCUAUGUGACAUCCUUUUAUAUAUUUGAACACGCCUAUCAUAUCACCCCUUAACCUCCUCUUCUCCAGGCUAAACAUGCCCAGCUCCCUUAGCCGUUCCUCUGGACACGUUCCAGUUUGUCAGUGUCCUUCUUGAACUGUGGUGCCCAGAACUGGACACAGUACUCCAGGUGAGGUCUGACCAGAGCAGAAUACAGUGGCACUAUUACUUCCCUUGAUCUAGAUGCUAUACUCCUAUUGAUGCAGCCCAGAAUUGCAUUGGCUUUUUAGCUGCCGCGUCACACUGUUGGCUCAUGUCAAGUUUGUGGUCAACCAAGACUCCUAGAUCCUUUUCACAUGUACUGCUCUCAAGCCAGGUGUCACCCAUCUUGUAUUUGUGCCUCUCAUUUUUUUGCCCAAGUGCAAUACUUUACAUUUCUCCCUGUUAAAAUUCAUCUUGUUUGUUUUGGCCCAGUUCUCUAAUCUGUCAAGGUCGUUUUGAAGUGUGAUCCUGUCCUCUGGGGUGUUAGCCACCCCUCCCAGUUUGGUGUCAUCUGCAAAUUUGAUCAGGAUGCCCUUGAGUCCAUCAUCCAAGUCGUUGAUAAAGAUGUUGAAUAAGACCGGGCCCAAGACAGAACCCUGCGGCACUCCACUAGUCACUCAUGUGUUCCUAACGUUUUCAGACUGCUUUUAUGCUCCAUAUUGCAUUCUCAACUGUGCAUCAUAUGUCUUCUAUAUAAACAUAUCAAUGCAACUUUGACACCAGGACACAUGCUGUGCCUACUCUUGAAAAUCAGUUCAAUUAUGCUUGCAAACAAAACACUGGCAGGUAUGGAAUUUUUUAAAAUAAUAUGCCAUGUAUGGUUUGCAGUUGCAUUCAGAACCUAUUACUUACUAAUCCAAUUUAUCAGAAUGUUUCUAUACCUUACUUCUGAUACCAAUAACUAUUGAGAGCUAUAGUUGUGUAGUAGUGUUGCACAAGGACUGAGAGAGUAGGGCUCAAACCACACCCCCCCACACCCCCAGCCAUGAAACUCGCUGGGUGACUCUUGGCCAGUUAGUGUCUCUUAGAUUAACCUUCCUCACAGUGUGGCAGAUUCACAAGACAAGCUAUUAAAACGAAGACCUUAGAACUGCCCUUCUUGCUCCCUAGGCUGCAAUCGCCAUAUAACCUCAAGGUUAUUUUUUGUAGGUUUAAUGCUUCUUAAAUGUUAUUUUCAAACCUGCAAAAAGUAAGCUAUGCUGCAGUUUUUGGAAACCUCAAAGGACGUGUUCACACCUUGGUAUAAAUACAACCCAAGAUUUUCACUGAUUGUUAACACUUCCACUGAGGAGUCUUUUUUGCACAAUGCUGAAUAUAUUGGGCACAAUCCAACAUAUGCUGUUCCCACACAAAUUCCACUGGAAAAAAUGUGGUACUUGUGGGAGCAAUAGCUAGGAGAUUAGGUUCACUUAUUGUUACUGGCAACGCCAAGCACAGGCAUUCCACUCGUCUGAUUUGGCAUCCAGUUAGUCUAAUGAGCUAUUAAUAUCAUACAUCUAGAUGCUUUAUAUUUUUGGUCAAAAAUAGAUGGGCAAAGAAACUUUCCCAUUCAUCAUGUGAUGUUUUUGCAGGAAUCAAUGUAUAUUUAGCACCUGCCACCCCUUUCUUGAUGCUUCCUAUAGCUGGAAUGUGCUGUUUGUUUUCUGGGAUACAGUUCUCAAUGCGAGAGGCAUAACCUUUUCACAGGUGGAUGGUUGUGAAAACUGCUGCUGAGCUGAGUUUUUCAGUUUGGCCAGUUACCAGCUGAGCUUACCACAUUCUAGCUAGUGUGCAGCAGGCAUCUGUGUAGGUGGCCAGUUAUUAUCCCACCAACAUGGAGAGAGCUGUGUAUCGUUACCAGGGCAGUGGACAGGAGAGGAGGGUCCGCUGCUUUGUUUGGUGAGGAUUUAGUAAACACCGAGUUCUCACACUCCCAUAGGACCUUCCACCAAACCUGAAGGUUGAGAAAGUUUAUAUAUAUCUAUACAUAUAUAUAUAUAGAGAGAGAGAGAGAGAGAUUCAGCAUCAUCUAGUAAGCCGGAGCACUAUUACAAACGAAAGUUUCAUUUCCUGGCUCAGUUAGUUACCUUGGGUAAAUAACUCAUGUUAUACAAUUGAUAGCAUGAGCUCUUCCAUUUCCUAGAGCACCUGUGUGCUCAUUUAUGAUAUACAAAAAUUAAGAAUAUAAUUCUUGCUUAACAUGGACACCCACACCCACACAUGCCAGCUAGAAGAAAUGCCAAGCAGAGGGGAAGGUGAUGUUAUUUCUGGAGACUAGAAAGCUGUCAUAAAAUCUGAUUGGUGGUGUGCCGGGGGGGGUGGGGGGAGAGAAGGGCCUAAUAUAUAAAAGUACGCCUGACUCUUUAAACAGAAACAUCAGAAACUGAUACCCUAAUCUAUCUGCCAAUGCCCCAGUUUAUAGACUAUUCAGUAUUCACUUAGCUUUUUACAAAACAGUUGACAUCUCCCGAGGGUCAGUCCAUAACAUUUUGCUGCCUGAGAUAAAGUACAGAAAACCACCAGUCUGACACAGUGGCAAAGCACUCAUUGAGGGCAGCAGCAGGCUAGCUUGGGGUGGUAGCAAGGAAGCCAUAUGGCACCCACAGCUGUCAUCUAACUGAUCACCGUCACUCUCUUGCCUGCCCCCCAGCACCUGUUGCCUGAGGCACCCACCUCACUUGGCAGGGGCAGCCCUGCUUCUAUCCUGUGGAUUCUUUUUUUCAGCACCUCCUGAUUGGCUCAGGCUUCCUGCAUCACACCCUGUGACAUCAUGGAUCUAUAGUCAUCAAACUGUUAUUUAACUGAGAUGGCUCAGUCCUUUGCACUCUGAUGUAAAGGAAUACGACAGGUGACCAAAUUCUCUGGGAAUCAGCAACAACCAUGACUUGCACCCCUACGUCAGCUAAAGAGCCCAUUCCAAAUCAAUGUCAUACCACAAGCUGUGAUUUCUAAAAAGUUCUGAAAAAAUGGAAGUACAGCUAAAUGUUCAAAAGCUUGCUUUUUGUUUUAGGCAGAUGCUUAAAGGCCAUCAAAAACAUUACAGUAAAAAUUAACUAACCAAAGGUGUGAAUGUAGAGGGCAGGGAGAUCAAGAACUUGAUUAUGGCAUAAAGCCACAUUUAUUCACACAUUUUUAAUGAUAGCCUGUUUCAAAUCAUUAACCGGACUAGUUAUACAUCCUGGCUUUAUAUACUUCCAUAUAAAUGGUUAACGUAGUUGCUUGUAAUUUUUAGAAAGAUCCAGUCCUGGCUCCAUGGCAAUUCCCAUUUCUACCUUGCCAUCCUAAUUAUUAGUUUGCACCCAUGUUUGCAGUGAUAAAUUAUCUGGGAGUUUUAAGGGACCAGAGAAGGAACCUGUUUGACUUGAUUCCUGCCAAUGCUGUUCAUUGUUCAAGUAUCCCUACAGUACAACUCUGUGCAUGGUUUCCCACAAAGAACCCUGGGAUCUGUAGUCUGGUAGAGUGCCGAGAAUUGGUAGGAGACCUUUAUUCCCUUCACAGAGCUGCAAUUCCCCAAGUGGUUCAUUAAGCCCAGUGCUUUUUUAAAAAAAAUGUUUAGGGGAACUGAGGCAGAGAGAGAAUAAUUGGCCUUGGGUCACACAAUGUAUCUACUCACUCUGCUUCCCCCAAGUUUUCUAGGAAUGGGAGACUAUGGGAACAGUGCUUAGAAUACAUGACUAGAGAGGUACACAACUACAGGUCCUAGAGUUUCAUGUGGCCACAGCUGACUGAAGGACAGUGCCAUUCUAUGAAUCAGCAGCGAGGAUCUUUCCAAAAUGGCUGCCAGACAUUUCCAGAACAAAAGAGAAGGAAAACAUGGAAGUGGUAUAGGAGAUGAAGAGGAGCAGGGCAUUUUUUUUCCAGCUGGAACUGAACCAGGGAGGUCCUCAGGGUGAGAUCCAGCACUCUUUUUCUAGAAAAAUAGUACUGAGGAAGAAGAUUGCUAUUUUUUCACACCAAUACAUAGGUCCUUGUACCAUCCCACCAUUCUGUGUUAUCUGGACAUAGCUGCUGAUCCAGAGCCAUUUCUGAAGAGCAGCUUGUUGUUCCCGGCCUCUGCUCAGCUUCUCCCCUCACUACCAGCUGCUUCUUAGGGCCCCAUAAAGCCUGAGGCGCAUCCUAGAUGGGAGCCUCCCUAGCUUCAUGUUCAUUCAUCUAACUGGAUGCAUAUGCAACAAGUAUGAGCAAAUAUCACAUCAUCCUGGUUCAUGGUUCUAUUAAUAAAUCUGAAUUUAGCACAAAACAGGUGAACCCAGACAGAGAUCAUUUUGCUUCAGCCAGUUAGAGACAAUUAUAGUGUAUGAUUAGCUCUACCGAGGGGAGACUGUAUAAACAACACAGAGUUGUAUGAAAUUCUGCUCUUAAGCCCUUCUCUUCAGAAGGAUGUCAAGCUCUGUGCGGACAUGUAAGAAAAAUUCAUAAAAUCAACCCUGGGGUGUUUUCUUUUUUUCCAAGGAGCAAAAAGUCUUAGACGUGAAUUCUUUGCUCCCAUAGACUAAAUAUGUACCUUCAGGGGAAAGCUUGCACUGCAAAAUCGUUCCUAGGUUGCAAAAAAGUACAAUGCAAGUACAAGACUUUGCUUUCUUUCAUGGCCAGAGAUAAAUCUAAUAACUCAUUUCUGUAUUUGGUGCCUUUCUAUACUGCCUUUUGAGUGAAAACGGUUAGAAAUGUGACAUUUUAGAUUUCAGCCAAUGGAAACGGAAGCCCGAGACAGGUGUUCCCCUUGCAUGGUGAGAAUCACAUGACAGAACAGUGGGGCUGGGUUAGUGAGAUCCACCGCUUCUGUUGUACUUCCACCACCUUGCCUUACUACCCUCCGCGAAUUGAAGGGCAAACAGGUCUGCAGUGGGGAAUCCAAUGCAUUUGGAGAAUUUUCCUGUGCAAUGUAGAGCCCAAAUUGUGUAUGGUUCUAAAUCACAAUGGAUAAUACAACAGGGUCCCCAAUACAGGCAUUUUCCUGGACAGUGGUGGGACUGUGGACUAGGAUGUGGGAGAAGUGGCAGAACUACUGGGAAGUCCCCCUCAUCCUAUGAGCAGAGAAACCCAUGAGUAGGGCUAGAGUUGCCCUAGAGUUAAAGUAAUACAUUUGCCAUGGGCCCAUUGGACAUGUCUGUAUCAUACACUUAGAAUCAUAGGACGGAUAGAAUCAGUUGAAAGCUGCAUCCCUGCAAUUUCCACCCAUUAGUCCUGCUCUUUGGAACAACAGAGAGCAAGCCUGCUCCAGCCCUUCAGUUAUUUGAAGACUGCUAUCAUCUACCCUUAAUCUUCUCUUUCUCCAGGCUAAACAUACCCAACUCCUUCAAUCAUUCCUCAUAGGAUGUGACUUCCAGAUCCUUUUACCAUCCCAAUUACCCCUCCCUCUUCAGCUGGUCAAUGUCCUUAGAAUGUAGAACCCAGAACUGUGGCCUGGACAGCUCUUUAACUGGUUUAAUCAUUCUUCCUUCUCCCAUGAAAGUCUGGGACCUGUAGUUGUGUACCUCUCUAGUCAUAUAUUCUAAGCACUGUUCUCACAGUCUCUCAUUCCUAGAAUACUCGGGGGAAGCAGAGUGACCCAAGGCCAAUUAUUCUCCCUCUGUCUCAGUUCCCCAUUUGUAAAAUGGGAAUCAUACUGCACAGGGUAGUUGCAAGAGCAACCUUAAAAUAUUUUAUAUGCAAAUGAAAAGGAGUAGUGAGGUAGUUUGCAGGAUCAAAGGAAAAUUACGCCAAAAAAAAAAAUCAAAUAAUAAAACCUCAUGGAUUUUGCAUUCUGAACGCAUGGCAGACUAGUCAUUUAACUGCUUCGAAUUAAUGUACACUUCCCCUCCUGACUACCUAGGCGAGAAUUAUUGGAAGCAUGCAAGUUCCUAUGAUGUGUAUAAUGAAUGGAGGUGUGUGAGUGAUGCUUGAAUAAAAGUAUAAACAUUCCACAGGUGUCGGCCAGUUGGGAUGGAAGCUGAAUGCCUACAGGGGCUGGAGGAGGAGUUAAUCAUCCUAAGGAGAUUUCACAUUUCCGCCAUUUAGAACUUUGCUAUGUGGAGCCAUAAGUUCAGUGUCAGGUGUUCCUAUGAAAUCCUAUAGCAGAGCCCAUGCUCAGGGCAAUGCUGGAAAACAGCUGACACUCUGAAUGAGUGUUUGUGACACUUUCAUGGCAGUGCUUUAACAAGGGCUCUUUUCAUGUGCAGCCCAGGCUGGAGCCGAUUCAGCUUCAGUCAGUGCAGCAUGAUUAAGGAUGGAAUCCUGGUGUCAUUUAGCAGUCCUCAACAGUGUGAUAAGGCAAAGGACAGACCAACCACACAAGCAAUAGUCAUGCAAAGGUUUCAUCUAAGGUUAGCCAACUUCAUACCUUCCAGGUAUUUUUGGCUACAGUUCCAUCAUCCUUGGCUAUUGGUUAUGCUUGGUGCAACUUAUGGGAAUUGUAGUCCACAACAUCUGGAGGGACCACACUGACUAUGCCUGAAACAGAGGAUGCCUUCAAAUAGAAGACUAUCUUCUGACAGCCCUUAAGAUAGAGGGCAGUACUGGCUAAAGCAGGAAGCACUGCAACCCUACAACUUGAAUUGAGGGAACACCUCCAAGUAGUAGCCAGCAGCAUGCAAUCCUUGCUUGCAAAAUGCAAGCUUGCUAUACUAAUGUUUAAUAUUUACUAGUGAUAUGUGUGUGUUCCCACUUUUUCUUCUUUUAUAGGCCGAGCUCUGCUUAUAUUCACAGAUACAAAACUACGUCUGGCAACUGCUUUUCUCUACCUUGGAAGCAGAUGUGUAGGACUAACUUCUAAGAGGAAGGCGAUCAAGUUGUUUAUAGCCAUGCAGGUCCCCCAAAAUGGGAUCUAUACAGCGGGCAAAUGUAUACCUUUUUAAUGGACCAACUAAUUAUUCAGCAGCUGCACACUUUCAAACCUUGCAACUGAAAGUUCAGCUGAAAACUCACACCUUGCUUGAAUGGUGUAUUUUCUUUUGCCAUUCCAGUUUUAUAGGCUAUGAAAUUUGACACACUAAGCCACCUUGUCUGGCCAAGCUGUAACUGAAUCAACAAUCCUGAUAAUUUCUUGGCUCUCUGAGCCUACAAAAAUGCAUGCCAAAUCAACCAUUGAGUCUCUAAGGUGUCAUAUGAGAUUAUGCCCAACAGUCUGGUCAUGUAAGCCACAGCACUGAGAAAUGGGAUCCAAAAGAGUGACUUAUUUCCUUGCACCAGCAAAGGGGUCCAUUGUCACAACAGCACUGGUAAAUGCCCCCAUGCCAUAGAUUCAAUGGCCGCCCUAAUCAUUUAACCAUUUGUCUUUCCUAGAAAGAUGCUCGGACUGGCAGGCUGUAUAGUUUGCAAGCCAUAAUUGCCUAAUUUUCCUUUUUGGAAUCAGAGGGACUUUUGUCUUGUUCAAGUGUUAAACAAAUCUCCUCUGUCUUGGUGGGCUUUUCCUUUAUUGUACUGUUUCAGCACCAUUUAGUAGAGUUCCAACUAAAGGAAACAGCACAUCUUAAAUGUUUGCACAUUUUGUUCUGCCUAAGCCAUAUAAGACCCACACAGGUAUAAAGGCUCCAAUAUCACAUCUUGUGACUCUCUAAACCGACUGCAGCCAAUCAUUCAUGCUUGGCAAACCUCUUGGGACUGCAAAAACAGGAAUUAUCAAGCGCUUGGCAGACUACAGUGUGGAAGUUGUGGCUGUAUCACUAGCUGUGCAGGUCUGCUGUAAUCAAAACAUAUGUCAAUCUACCUCUCAUUCACCUAUUCCCAUACUAGGCAUUCUCUGAAUCCCAUAUAAAACUAUAUUUAACUUCCAGGCCUGCAUGCAAAGCUGAGAGUGUUCCAAUAAGCCACUUCCUCCAACUAUUUUUAAAAUGACCAUAGUCCCCUACUGUUUAUUAUGCUAUUACUGAAGCAGCUUUUUUACCAGGAGAGAGAGAGAGAGAGAGAGAGAGAGAGAAGGAAAACAUCUGCAUCUGUAGAAAAGACCGGGCAAACUUACUCCUGAAGAUUAGUGACAGUAAACCGCUUACAUUGCCCAAGAUAAUCACAUCAUGCCCAUAAAGAAUUUCUGUUUGCACAUGUAAUCCACAGGUGGAAAUCAAAUACUGAAAACCAGCACUUCCAUUUAAAAACAUAAGAUUAGCCAUGGUCAAACUGCUUGUGGGAUUAAACAAUCCACUGGUAGAAGCUCUUUAAUCUUCCAGCUCCUUCAAAGGGCAUUCUAAAAGUCAGACUAUCAAUAACAUAAUUUAAAAGGAAGACAUUCUGUGGCUUAGGUGUGGUUUCAAAACAUCUAUUUUCUUUAAAAUGUUAAAACUUACUCAAUAUUAUUCUUCAAAAGAAGGAAAAGAUGGUUGCUUUAAAAAUAAAACCCCUUUUCAAAGAGAUAGCUGAUUGUGUGAUCAGUGUGUUCAAAGUGACCACCUUUCCAGGUUUUAGGGCAGUUUCAGCUAAGUGGGCUUGUGGGUCAUCAGUGCUAUGAAUCAGAACUCCUGUCACACAUCUUCAGAGUACCCCAAAUCAGCUACAAUAAGUCAAAAUCUCCACAAAAGUCUCUCUUCUACGAGGUAUGCUUGCUGUUUGGGUUCCAAUACUGAUACUCUGGUGUGAUAGAAGCAACAUGAAGCAAGUAAGGAGGUAAAAAAGCCUUUUGUUGGGUCCCAGGAUUUAUCUACACAAGGUUUUGGAAUGGUUGUAUGGUUCUCUAGAUAGAAUUACAGACUGGUUGUGUUUCUCCCACACCUAUGUCCUUCCAAAAAGCAUUCACCACUGACUUCAACCUUAAAAUGUUGAUGCUGCUGCUACUACUAUUAUUUAGUCUUUAAAUCCAACAAAAAGAAAACAUGUGUCAGGGGUUCAGGAGCAGAGGCAAGGGCAAGGGAGGAAACAGAGAGCGAGGGGGAGGAGGCAGAAGAAAAGAUGAGUGAUGACGACGACCCGAGAUCUCCGAGUCUUUCCAGUGAAUCAGAAGAUUCACAGAAAGGAGCACCAGUGGCCAGGGCAAGGGGGAGCCUAGGGGACGCCCCAGGAAGAUAGAGCCAGAGGGGACUCAGAGGGGAGCAGUUGGAAAUCGGGACCAGCGUCACCGCCAGAGAGCAGGGAAGAGGAAGGGAGCCAGGGAUCAAGCGCUGGCAGCUCACAACAGGGGGGAGGGCACGAGUCAGGAGUGGCCACACCUCCAUCGGGGAGCGAAGAAACGGUCAGACGGAAGGUGGAAGGUUGGGCGCGCGCGCCAAGUUCAAAUGCACAGGAAGGUGGCACAGUAGGCAGCCCGGAAGGGAGCCAGGUCCCAAAGCCCGCCGAAAGGAGGGAGAAGAGUCAGGGGGGUCAGCGUCAGAGGAAUCCCGGAAAGAAGAGACCCCAGGGGGCAGAGGGACCCAGAGAAGAACAGUCAGGCGGAAAAGGUGGAGCAGGGCUAGGAUAUUAAGUUGGUGUACAAGGGGCGGAGACUCAGACGGAGCUUCGCCGGUCUAACCAUGAGACGUAGAGUUGCACGCAGCAGUUUGAGAAUGGAAACUGUAACUCAAUAAAGACUUUUGUUUAAUGAUCGCUGGCUAGCGUGAUCCUCUGUGAGCUAGGAUCUGGAAGCAGCUCUGACAGUAAGCUCCGUCUCAUUAAAUUGUGGGCAUCUACAGCCUCGCGGAGAGGAGAGAAAGCGGGUGCCUACUAGCGAGCUCACGAAAGGCAGACAAUAUGACGGCCGAACAGCAGAUAGCGGAACUCAGAGAAGCAGUGUCACGACUGAAUGCCGAGGCUCUCGCAUCCAGGAAGAGAGAGGAGGACGCAGCUGCCGCCUACAGGGAUCUCCAGGUCAGGUUGGAAGUGCUUACGAAGCAAGGGCAACUGACACCCAAACCGGAGGGGAUUGGGUUGGGGAGACGAACAGGCGGUCUGGUCUCUCACUUCGAUGGGAAUUUGCAACAGUACCCCAACUUUAGAGCAGAUGUAAUGUGUGCACUGCAACUGCUGGACAAAGACUUUAGAGAUGAGCAAGAGAAGGUGGGAUUCAUCAUGUCCCAUUUGCAUGGAGAUGCUAAAGCAUGGCUGCGCAAUUUGUGGAGAGAUAAGGAUCCGGCGCUCCAAAAUGCGGAUGCCUUUAUUAAAGCGAUGGAUGGGUGCUUUUUAUCAAGCAUUGACGUGGAUCUUGCUCGGCAGCAGAUACAUGGACUGAAGCAAGGGAGGGCCAGCGUAAGGCAGUACCAUGCCCGCUUUUUCGCUUUGGUCAGUGCUCUGGAAUGGGACAGAGAUUCGGCUCCUGUAAGAGACCUGUUUUGGGAGGGAUUGCACGGCUCGGUUAAAGAUGAAAUUGCGAGGGGAGAGACCCCGGACCACGCAGGAGAUCGUUCAGAGGGCGCUGGCGGUGGGGGUGCGGCUGGAAGAACGUCCGUGGAGCAGGGACGAAGGGCGUGGAGGGCGCGAACCAGCCAGGGGCUCCUCCUUCCUUCCCAGAGAAGCAGCGCGUGCGCAAUCCACGCCUCCGCCAGGAGGAGGAGCGGAACCUAUGGAGGUUGGAGGUGCAAGGGCUCAGUCAGCAGCCAGAGCCCUAGCACCGGCAGCAGUGAGCGAAGCCUCCUAGAGGGAACAGGAAGUGUUACAUCUGCGAUGCUCCACAGCAUAUGGCGAAAGAGUGUCCCCAGAGGCUCCACAAGCACACUGCAGCUUCAGCAAUGGUAACUGCAGCAACGCAGCAAGGAGAACCACAGCAGGGAAACGACGGAGUCUGGUUGGAGGAAGAGGCACUGGGGCCCAACCAGACGUGUCAGUGAAGCAGUCCCCAGAGAUUUUACAGCCCAUGGACCCCCUCCCGCCCAAACCAGUAGUGAGGCUCACCGCGUCGCUCCAACUGCCCAAUGGAAUCACCAUGGACGUGCCAAUCACCAUUGACUCCGGAAGCAAUGCGGACUUUAUAGGGCAGGACUUUGUCGACCGGCACGCUAUACAGUUGCUGCCUGCCACGCUGCCCCUGCAGGUUGUCACGGUGGAUGGCAGGGAGCUGCUAGGGGGGCAAGUGGUGAAGCAGACGCCACCAAUGGUGAUGCGGCUUGGGAAUCACAGGGAAAUCAUCAGCUUCAAUGUCACUCAACUAUCGGACACGCCCAUUGUAUUGGGCAUGAGUUGGCUGGACAAGCACAGCCCGACGCUGGCUUGGUACCAGAGGCAGCUGACCUUCGGCUCUUCCUUUUGCGCUGAACACUGCAUCGUGCCCCGGCAGGAAGGAGAGGAAGAGGAGUCACAGCUGCAGCUGGGCACGCUGCAAGCGGUUCCCCACAAGUACGCAGAAUUUUUGGAGGUUUUCUGCGAGAAGGAGGCAGACAGGCUACCCCCACAGACCAUAUGACUGCAAAAUUGACCUGCUGCCGGGGGCGGCGCUGCCCAAAGGGAAGCUGUAUUCCAUGUCUGAGGACGAACUGCAGGAACUCAAAGAGUUCAUAGAUCAUAAUUUGGAGCGCGGUUUCAUCCGAGAGUCCAAGGCAGCGGGGGGGCAGUCCGGUAUUCUUUGUUAAGAAGCGGGACACGCCUCAGAAAAGACUUGUAGUGGACUAUCGCAUUUUGAACAGCGUGACCAAGCCAUCGGACUUCCCCAUGCCCCGAAUCGACGACCUCCUCGCAAAGGUACGGAAGGGCAGCGUCUUCACUAAGUUGGACCUGCGAGGGGCGUACAACCUCAUUCGCAUGCGGGAAGGAGAUGAGUGGAAGACAGCCAUGUUCACGCCCCUGGGCACCUACGAAUAUAGAGUUAUGCCUUUUGGAUUGCAAAAUGGUUCCCACGUUUUCAAGCUUUCAUGCAUCACGUGUUGGCGGGGCUCCUCUACAAGACGUGCGUCUGUUUCUUGGAUGACAUCCUGAUCUUUUCGGAAUCGCAGCAGGAGCAUGACAGACACGUCAAGGAAGUGCUGAGCAGGCUACAGCAACAUAGGCUUUACGCCAAGCUGGAGAAGUGCCAAUUCGACGUGACGGAGGUGGAUUUCCUGGGCUACAAGUUGUCUGAUAAAGGGCUCGCCAUGGACAGCGCCAAGGUCCGAGCAGUGUUGGAUUGGAAAAGCCCACGCAACCGGAAGGAGGUCCAACGGUUUGUCGGCUUUGCGAACUUCUAUCGCAAGUUUAUCAAAGGCUUUGCCAUGCAGACAGCGGCCAUCACGGACACGCUCAGCUCCAAGAAAAGAAGUUCAUCUGGACAGAGCAGGCGGAGCAGUCCUUUCAGGCACUCAAGCGUCUCUUCGCGUCGGAAGGGCAACUGCUUCAUGUCAACCCCAGCAAGCCGAUGAGGGUGGAGACAGACGCUCGGACAGAGCCGUGGGAGCAGUCCUGCUGCAGAAGGACCCGCAGGGGGUUUGGAGGCCGGGAGCGUUUUACUCAAGGAAGCUCAGCAAGUCCGAACAGAACUACACCAUCUGGGACAGGGAGUUGCUGGCCAUUCAUGCAGCGUUCAAAGCGUGGAGGCACUUCCUGAUCGGCGCCAAGCACACGGUGCAGGUCUGCACGGACCACAAGAAUCUAGAGCACUGGCGCACGGCACAGUUCCUGAACCAGAGGCAGAUACGUUGGGCUGAGUUCUUUGCGAAUUUCGACUUCCGAAUAGAGUAUGUCCCGGGGACACCAACAUCAUGGCGGAUGCUCUCUCCCGUAAGCCGCAGUAUCUGGAGGAGGCAACGCCAGCGGCCGCCAUGCACAUCUUCGCACCGACAGUGUGGGCGUGCACGGCGGCAACAGUUGACCUGGAGGCGGUGCGACGAGCGUUGCAGGAUGACUCCUUCGCGCAAGCAAAGAUGGCAGAGGCGCACAGGGGCACGGCAGCGACCGACGAGUUCCAGCUGCGAGAUGGUUUGCUCAUCCGUAAAGGGGCCAUCUACGUGCCGGGAGACGAACUUCGCGCCAAGGUACUGCAGCAGCUGCACGACGCGCCCACUGCCGGGCACUUUGGCAAGGAGAAGACGGUGGAAUUAGUAGCCAGAGACUUCUGGUGGCCAGGAAUGAGAGGGGAAGUCGCGGACUACGUGGCGAGGUGUGACACCUGCCAGAGGGCCAAACCAGUGCACAGACCGCCGGCCGGAUUGCUGGAACCGCUGCAAACUCCGUUCGAACCAUGGGAGAGAGUGGCCCUGGACUUUGUCACGGAUCUGCCCAGCUCGAGGGGCAAGACGGCUGUGCUGGUGGUGGUGGACUUGUUCUCCAAGAUGGCACAUUUCAUUCCGUGUGCGAAGGUGGCCACGGCGGAACAAACCGCCAAACUGUUCAUAGACCACGUGUUCAAGGUUCACGGUCUGCCGCGGUCUAUUCUGUCCGACCGAGGGCGACAGUUCAUCUCGAACUUCUGGCAGAGGCUGAUGGGCUUCCUGAACGUCAAGAUCAACCUGGCGUCGGCUAGACACCCGCAGACCAAUGGGCAAGCGGAGCGGAGUCAAUGCCAUCAUGCAGCAGUACCUGAGAUGUUAUGCGAAUCAACAGCCUGCGACGUGGGUGGAUUACCUGCCUCUCGCCGAGUUCGCCUACAACAACACGAAGCACGUGUCCACGGGGGUCACGCCGUUCUUCGCCAACAACGGGAGGCACCCCAGAACCUUCCCGGGACUGGAAAGAAUGGGGGAGGGGAGCCGCAGACAGCAGAUGCAUUCGCGUCGGAGUUGCAGGAGGUCCACGAUCAGCUGCGGCGGCACCUGGAGCUGGCUAAACACGCAUACAAGGUACAAGCGGACAAACACAGAAGGGUUGGCGAAGAGAUCCAUGUGGGAGACUGGGUCUGGUUAGCAGCCCACGCAGUGUCGGCCAGGUCGUUGGCGAAGAAGAAACUAGGGCAUAAACAACUGGGGCCCUACCAAGUCGAAGAACAGGUCAACCCGGUGGCUUUCAGGCUGGCUCUUCCGGAGGGUUCCAGAAUGCAUCCGGUGUUCCACAGAUCGGUGCUCACUCCAUACAAGGCACCUCACAGGUUUCAGGAACCAGGAACGGCACCGGGUCCGCUCCGAGAGAGAACCGGGCAGGGGGGAGUGGCACGGGAGGAGCGCAUCAACGAAGUCACGGAGAUUUUGGACUCCAGAUGGGGGAAGAGGGGGUAGAAUACCUUCUCGCCAAGGAGGGCACCCCGGCCAGUGCCAACAGCUGGGUGCCGGGCUACGCUUUAGACGAACCUCUGCUCAAAGAAGAGUUUCAUGCCCUCUUCCCACAUAGGCCAAAGCCAGCAGACUUUAUCGACGACUGGCUUUUCACGCCCACACUUUCAGCCAGCACGUUCCGGGGUUCGACUCGGACGAGGAACCGACACGAGACGCCCGUUCCCCGGAGGGGUCACCCUCGGGAUCUGCUUCAGAACCCUCGUAUUGGUGGGAUGAUCGACCAGAGGAGCAGUUCCGCAGAAGGUGGCUGGAGGGUCCAGGACGAGCAACGUCUCCAGAAGGUAACGAGGGAGAGACGGACAUGGACGUUUCGGGGACGACCCGGGUUUCGAGCACGGCGGCACAGAGAUGGAAGCGGAGGUGACCGUCGUCAACGAGAGCAGGGAGGAAGAACCGGAAGACUUCAGAUGGCGGCCCGCCACGGGAAGCGAACUGUAUCCGACAUUCGUCCCCCUGACACGGCAGCACCCAGAUCCCGCACCGGAAGGUGGGGUGGGGGGAAGUGGGGGCUUCGUGGGGGGGGAUGGAUGUCAGGGGUUCAGGAGCAGAGGCAAGGGCAAGGGAGGAAACAGAGAGCGAGGGGGAGGAGGCAGAAGAAAAGAUGAGUGAUGACGACGACCCGAGAUCUCCGAGUCUUUCCAGUGAAUCAGAAGAUUCACAGAAAGGAGCACCAGUGGCCAGGGCAAGGGGGGAGCCUAGGGGGACGCCCCAGGAAGAUAGAGCCAGAGGGGACUCAGAGGGGAGCAGUUGGAAAUCGGGACCAGCGUCACCGCCAGAGAGCAGGGAAGAGGAAGGGAGCCAGGGAUCAAGCGCUGGCAGCUCACAACAGGGGGGAGGGCACGAGUCAGGAGUGGCCACACCUCCAUCGGGGAGCGAAGAAACGGUCAGACGGAAGGUGGAAGGUUGGGCGCGCGCCCAAGUUCAAAUGCACAGGAAGGUGGCACAGUAGGCAGCCCGGAAAGGGAGCCAGGUCCCAAAGCCCGCCGAAAGGAGGGAGAAGAGUCAGGGGGGUCAGCGUCAGAGGAAUCCCGGAAAGAAGAGACCCCAGGGGGCAGAGGGACCCAGAGAAGAACAGUCAGGCGGAAAAGGUGGAGCAGGGCUAGGAUAUUAAGUUGGUGUACAAGGGGCGGAGACUCAGACGGAGCUUCGCCGGUCUAACCAUGAGACGUAGAGUUGCACGCAGCAGUUUGAGAAUGGAAACUGUAACUCAAUAAAGACUUUUGUUUAAUGAUCGCUGGCUAGCGUGAUCCUCUGUGAGCUAGGAUCUGGAAGCAGCUCUGACAACAUGUUUUUUAAAAAAACAUGUAUCAUAUCCAUUCAAUGAAAAAUAAUUUAAAAAACCACAUCCCUCUGAUAAAUGUGCCAGUUUUAAAAAUAAAUAAGCAAACAUUGGAAGGAACUAGGGUACUCUGAAAGGACUUCAAGAAAGAUAACCUUAAUCUACUCAAACAAUGAUAAACCAAACCACAGAUGAAUGGUAAGAAAAUGAGAUUUUUAAACUAAGUGAGGAAGUAUUCGAUAUUUUAUUUUUACUUUACAGUGAACCUGAUUAAAAUUCCAAGACUCUCAUUAUGAAGUCAAGAACAACAAUUGCAACAAUAUUUGGUAAGUAACCAAGUAAGGGACAUACUUUCAUAUUUUACCAUCUCUGCUUUGUUUGCUUGCUUGCCACCCUAUCCCACAGAUUCAGGUUGGGUUACACCAAUUCCAUCAGAAAAGACAGAUGAGCCACUGCCUCCAAAAGGGUUUAAAAUCUAAGAUAAUUGAUAUACAAGGUUUGGAGUAACAAAGGUAGAUUAUAACAGUACUGAUGUUUCAUUUGGAGAAUUUUAAAACUGGUAUAAACAAUAGGGGAGGGACGCGGGUGACGCUGUGGGUUAAACCACAGAGCCUAGGACUUGCCGAUCAGAAGGUCGGCGGUUCAAAUCCCCGCGACGGGGUGAGCUCCUGUUGCUUGGUCCCAGCUCCUGCCAACCUACAGUUCGAAAGCACGUCAAAGUGCAAGUAGAUAAAUAGGUACCGCUCUGACGGGAAGGUAAACGGCAUUUCCGUGCGCUGCUCUGGUUCGCCAGAAGCGGCUUAGUCAUGCUGACCACAUGACCCGGAAGCUGUACGCCGGCUCCCUCGGCCAAUCAAGCGAGAUCAAGCGUGACCCCAGAGUCGGUCACGACUGGACCUAAUGGUCAGGGGUCCCUUUACCUUUACCUUAUAAACAAUAGGCUGCAGUCCUAUACACCAGGGUUAUUGGAAUGAUGGGACUGCAACUCCUAUCACCCCUGAAUUUUGGCUGCAGUGCCUAGGACUGAUGGAAGUUGGGGUUCAAGGAUAUCUGGAGGGCAUCAUGUUGGCUACCUGUUAUAAGCACACAACCUGGGAGUAAGCAGCAUGGAACUAAGGGAUGCUUAUCUCUGAGUACACAUGCAUAGGAUUGCACUGUACGUUCCAGAAAACAUUCAAUGUCAUGCAAACUGAUGCUGCAAAUGUCUGCUUCCCUCACAUUGUCCAACUUGCUCUGUUUCAGCUCUGUUGCUGACUUGUAUCUAUGCCACCAAAGAAGCCACGAAGAAGAAAAAGUCCAAACUAUGUAAGUGAAAAAAGCAAUGCACCUGACUGAUGGAAGAUGGGAGCUUUCAACAUCAACCCUGCGUGAGAAUAGGGAGAGGCUUCAUGUGUGGUAUUCACUGCACAUCUUGGGGGCAUACCAGAUCUCUUCCGCUUAAAGCAAGAUACCAAAACUGGGGUUGUAUCACACAGCUUUAAAUACAUAAGAAAGUAAGAAAAGUGUUGCUUGAUCAGGAAAAAGGGCCGUCUAGUCCAGAAUCCUGACUUACUCUUCUUUGCCUAAAAAUAUACACCACUUGAGUACAGUGGUGCCUCGCAAGACGAAAUUAAUCCGUUCCGCAAGAGUCUUCGUCUAGCGGUUUUUUCGUCUUGCGAAGCAAGCCCAUUGACGGAUUAGCGCUAUUAGCGCUAUCAGCUGUUUAGCGGCUAUUAAAGGCUUAAAGGCUUAGGGAUUAGCUGCUAAAAGGCUAUUAAAGGCUAUUAAAGGCUUAGCAGAUUAGAUAAAGGGGGAAAAGCGAAAAAACCCUCAAGACUCGCAAGGUAUUUUCGUCUUGCGAAGCAAGCCCAUAGGGGAAUUCGUCCUGCGAAGCAACUUCAAAACGGAAAACCCUUUUGUCUAGCGGUUUUUCCGUCUUGCGAGGCAUUCGUCUUGCGGGGCACCACUGUACUAAAAACAAAAAUGGCAUUCAUUAAGUGUAUAUGAACAAGCAGCUGCUGACAUAACACUUCUGUGUUAAUUGCAUGGUUUCAAUGCUACCAAGAGCACCAAUAUUAAAAAUAACAUUCCAUUUGUGCCUUCACAGAUGUUCCUCAGAUCGACUGUGACAUCAAAGCUGCAAAGAUCAUCAACCCUGAAUUUAUCGCUAAGUGUCCCUCUGGAUGUCAGGAUGUCAAAUAUCGUGUCUACGGCACUGAUAUCUAUGCUUCUUUUUCCAGUAUAUGUGGCGCUGCUAUUCACAGGUCAGCAGGGUUGCCCUUCAAUCUAAGACAGCGCACAGAACCACAGGGAAAUAUGAUGGUUGCUUCAGUGGUAGAAACUCACAAGGUGUGAGUGAAUAAUUCUACAAGCUUAGUAGUUCCACAGUCGCUUAAAACUAAUAAUCCCUUCUCUCCCUUUAACUUUGCUGCACUUGAUAGCUAACCAGGUAUAUAUUGUAGCACAUUUAUUUUGGGCUAGCAACCUUUCCAGGGUAACAGCAAGCACUCUGUAGAGAGCUCACAGCUGCAGGAUGAGCUUGGUUUUCUCACAAAAGGUGUGCAUACCUUUAGGUUGAAUACUGGCAUGAACAUCAGUCUUGCUUCUCCUUCAGACAAACUUUAGCUUUACCUUUCUGGAAGAGGGAAGCCACUCCAGAAAAGGGUAGUUUUUGUGUUGUCACCCUCUGGACCUUAUGGAGGAGCCUUACAUAGAACAGCCUCCGAUGAAGAUUGCAGGUUCUGGCUCUGUUCAUGUUGGGGGGGGCGGGGCAGGGUGGUCCUUGAAUUGCGGUCCUGAGCCAUUUAAGAUUUUAUAGGUCAAAACCAGCACUUUGAAUUGAGCCUGGAAGCUAACUGGCCACUAGUGCAGGCAGGCCAGGAUUGUUGUAAUAUGCUCAAACUGUCUUGCUGCAGUGAGCAACCUGCUGGAUUCUGCACCAGUUGAAGUUUCUAAACUGCCUUCAGAAGCAGCCCCAUGUAAACUACUGUUGGUGGAAGGAGGUGCAUUGGCAAACAUCACAGGAGCCAGUCAAACAAUGGAACCACAGUGAUGGAUUCCAUGUUUGGGCCUUGGUUGGUCGGUAUGUGCUGUGGGUAGAACUCGUUGAUCUUAAUUUGGAAACUCUGAAAUCUUUUUCUUGCGCAUCAGGGGAGAUUAAGCACGUGGAAGUGAUUCACAUCAGAGGUUUAGACUAGGUACAUUCCACCUAAGAAUUAUCCUUAGUCCUGUAAUUAUAAAGUAGCUUGCCAAAUGGCUUUAGCGCUGCACUGUGGAGUUAAUGAGCACCAGAAAGCACAAAAACACACACACAACAACAACAACUAUCUGUUGGGUUAGAACAAGUCCAGUUCUGAGGAACGUCUGGAGAAAAUGUGUAAAGCACCUGGAAUUUUGCACCUGUGUGGGUUAAGCUUGCCAUUCAAAAGCCAUUCAGCAUUCUAGGGUGUUUCUGAACUGAAUGCCUUAUUUUUGCAGUGGUACAAUUGACAAGUCUGGAGGGAAAAUCCUGGUUCAAAAGGUUGCUGGACAAUCUGGCUACAAGGGUAGUUUCUCCAAUGGCAUCCGAUCGUUGUCUUUACCACGGUGGCGGGAGUCCUUCAUUGUUUCAGGUAUUUUUAUAGCUAAUCUCUUUGUUUUUGGCACUGCCAUACUUUGAAAACUAAAAAUCAGAUGAUCUGAUUAUUGAUACUGAAACGUUGAUACACAACCAUUCUGGAAACAUAGCUCUAUGAUGGGAAAGUCUCAGCAUCCUUAACUAUUGUUAAGGAUUGCCCCAGGAUUGUUUGGGGGCAGUCAUGACUGUUAUCAGUGAUAUAAUAGCGUUUUAAAUGUAUAAGGCAGAUGUGGUUUAAGUCUGCAGGGGUUAUCUGGAAUAAUUUUGCUUUGGGGUAUUCUUUCAAGUAAUUCAGACAAGCCAGAGAUUGAAACCAGUCUGAAUUCUUCCCCUCCACUCAAUAAUUCCCACUGCAAAUACAAAAAUUGCAACAAGUCAUCUGUGAGUGACAUCUAAAGAGCAAGCCAAGCUAAGCUUGAGCAGUUGAGCCGCAUCCAUUGCAACUGAGCUCAUUGUCUACAAGACAAAAAUAGUGGCAUUUCAAAGUUUAAAACAAAAACCAUACUGGCAGCGUGUUUCCACUUAGCAAACAAUUAGGAGUGUGGGAUUUGCCAGCUUGGCCAAUCAGGAACUGUACAAAGACCCAUAGAAAACAAAGAAUUAGGGCUAGGAAGCCAAGCUAGGAAGCAGGAUAUUGUGAAGUGUGAAGAAAAGAGGCAAGUUCACAGGAUUCAAGCGAUGAGCACACUAGGAGGUAUGCAAAUUGGCUGGUACUCACUUUCAGAGUAUUGAAAUGUGCUGGCUUAUGUGCAAACGAAUGACUCCAUUCAGAUCAAUGAGAGCUCCCUGCUAAAGUAACGCAAUCUGUUCUGGAUGUCUUUGGGAAAGUUAUGGACAUUAUAUUCACCUUAGUUUUCCAUGCUGCAAUUAAAGUAUUCAUUUGAAAAAUGAUCAAAACUAACUAUAUUGCCAAUUGUUUCUUUUAAAAAAUGUAUAUACACAUUUAGGGUUAAAACGAAAAACCAAGGAGUAGAUGCUACAUGGCAAGCCAAUCUAAUUCACUUCCUCUGUUUGAUUAAUUACAUGCUUAGUCUUGGGCAUGUUGCAGUUUUAUCACACAUCAGCCUGAAUUUCAGAGUUGUGUAUAUUUAAGCCCACUGAAAUUAAGGAGCUUGAUAGUGCAGUCCUAUACAUGCCUACUCAGAUGUAAGCCACAUUGAGUUCAGUGGGAUUUACUCCUAUUGGGUAUAUUUUAUUUAUUUAUUUACUUAACAAAAUUUACAUACCACUUGAUUGCAGUAAAACAUCUAAGCAGUAUACACGAGAGAUUAAAAUUGUAAGAUAAAAUUCAGUUAAAACAGAUAUUUAAAAAUAGUUAAAAUUAACAAUAGUGAUUUAAACACAUCUACAUGUCUGGCCAGGACUGGCAUAUCAUUGCUUGUUGCUAUAAAAGUUCUUAAGACAUUUACUUACCACUGUAAAUGUUAAAAACAUUUACCGUUUCUAGAAAUGUUGCUUUAUAAUGUAGUUUGAUGUGGGAAAUGUCAAGAGAGGUAACAUAUGAUGUGGCACAAUGAAAGGUUUAUGGUUUGUACCAGACUAUAACUGUCACGAUCUCCCAUAUGUGGUUUAAAUGUGAACUCAAAUGUAGCUUAAAACACACAUUGAAUUCUUUCACUAUUAUCAUGGUAAAUCAUGGGCUCUAAAAACAAUCUGUAAUGAAACGGAUCUUGAUUAAAAAUUAUGUAUGUGGUAAAUAAGGGGAACCACCUAGAGGCAUGGGUUUUUUUUGUGAGGUAGUGUUUUACUUGCAUCCAUGACAUAAAUCUUGGUUAGUUCAGUGGAAUCAGUUUUGUUAUGUUACCACCACCACCUCAGGAGACAUGAAUGGCAAAGCAAUGUGAAGUUGCUUGUUCUUUAAUAUUAAAGCGGUUUUACGCAUAAAAGGUACUAGGCCACCCACAUGUUCUUUUGUACCACAGAGCAGCUGGUGUGGCAGAUCUUGCGGUGAAUAAUUGAAAGCCCUGGGGAAAAUUGCAAAGGUCUAAUUACCUGAAGGCUGAUUUAAGAACUUAUAUUAUGCUAAAUAUGUAUAUCUUAUACUGCAUUAGAUAUGUGCUGUAGAUCUACUGGAUUAAAAUGUGUUUGCUUUAUUGCAAGGUCAUGUACUCUCUCCGAUUUGGCUUUUCUUGUUUGUUUGUGUUUGUUUGUUUGUUUGUUUGUUUUCCACAGAGGGCAAACCCAAAAAAGGUGUGCAGUACCCAUCAACACUUGAAUAUUCAUCUUCCUCUAACACACCUGUUAAAGGCAAGUGUAAGAUUUUCUGCUGGGUGUGUGUGUGUGUUGGUUGUGUUCUUUCAUAUACAGCUCCACCUGCACUAUACAUGUAAAGCAGCAUCUUACAGCUUUAAGUAGUCAUGGUUUUCCCCAAAGAAUCCAGAGUCCUCAAAUUUGUUAAGUGCGCUGAGAGUUAUUAAGAGGCCCUAUUCCCCUCUCAGAGCUUACAGGGACUGGGAGCAAAGGCUGCCAUAUGAAACUCAGCAACACCAUGCCAAGUGUCCAAUAAAGCUGGUAGCAACCACCACACACAAGCACCCCAAAGGAAUGUGUGGCUGACACUAAAUUCACAGCACCUAUAGUUUUGCAUCUCUGCAAAUAGAUAGCAUUUUCUUUGAUAUAAAUUCACUAUAUUUCUAUAUUAAUAUAGGAGGUUCACAACGGAAAGAGUAUCGGACAACUGCAGUGCCAUUACAAACUACACAAGGUGCAUUUACAACAGCAAAAGCUGCUAUCAGGACAACCGAAUUUGUCAGCACAACUCCAAAGCCAACAACAAUCCCAACUACAGUCACAACAACCAUCACUAUCCAGGCAACUACUGGUGUAGCUACAAAGCCUCCAGUUGCGAUUCACAAGGUCAGGGACAUAGGUGAGCAGAAUGGCAGAGGUCAUAGUGGCUUAACAAUGUGUUUUUGCUAUAACAGGAGUGAGGAAACUUCAACCUGUGGGUCUAGUUAGGCCUCCCCAAGCUGUCACUUGUAGUGUGACAAGUAAAAUCUCAGCACAGCUAAAUUCAAAAGGAAGACUCUGGCGUGUGUUCAAGCCAGGUUGUGAAUUCAUAAAACUCUGAAGUCAAGCAAAGGCUGCAAAGGAUUGGAUUUAUUUACCUGAUGCCAUAGGAUGGGAUAUCAGUUUAGUCGACAGUUGGGUGGCCAUACCAGGCAGCAAGUCGGUAUGCCAAGUUCAACGCCUUAGGGUCAGCUCACACAACCAAAGUCCCAAAUCCAAAGGUCAGGAGACAAGGUUCAUGGUCAAGCCAAGUCCAAAGUCCAGUAGUCAGAAUACAAUACAGAGUCAAACCUGAAGCUCAGUCCUGUGGCGGUCCAGAAACACCCAAAUCAAGGCCCAUCAACAUGGGCAGCUGAGAAAAAACAGCCCCUCAGCUCUGCUUCCCUUUUGUAAUUUCCAUGCUGAUUGCAGCAUCUGGGAUUGAUGAGGCAGGUGACCCUCACCUGCUCCAAGCCUACUCCAGCUGAGCAAUCACACCCCGUCCUCCCAGAGCUAGUGAGCCCCACCAGGUCAAGUAGGGAGCUGGGCUGUGGACCCUUGCCUGUCUCAGCCUCCUAGGGUGCCACUCCCGCUGCUCCCUACACCUCAGAGCCUGCUGUAUUCAUGGGGAUAGGAGCCCCUCUGGCUCUGGUAAUGGGUCUUGCUGCUCUGGUUCCUGUGCAUUGACGUUCACCCCCUCCCCAUUGUCUGCUCUUACAAUUUAAAGAAGGAUCAUCAUCUUCACAGAACAGUGCACUUUGGCCAUUUGUUUUCCAUCGCCUCAUUCUCUGUUUUGCAUACUGAUUUUUCUCCUUUUCCAUUUGCUAUAGUGAGGGCUUCUCUGGUUUGUUCUUAGGGAACUGUUUAGGGAAGCUUUUAAUGUUUAACAGAGUAUUGUAUUUUAAUAUUUUGUUGGAAGCUGCACAGAGUGGCUGGGGAAACCCAGCCAGAUGGGCGGGGUAUAAAUAAUAAAUUAUUAUUAUUAUCAUUAUUAUUAGGUUCUAGCAAUGUCCAUCCAGCUUACUCCUCAGUAGCAGCUGUAGCAUCAAGUAAGUACAGAGGCAGUGCAUUGUCAUACCAGGACUGCAAUCCUGGGCAGCCCAUGGAAAUUAGUGGGCUUAUGUCUGAUUACACACCAUGGGAAUGUCUUUAAAUGGCCAUUGUUUUAUCUUUUUCACUAAGGAAAAAGUAGCUUAACUUCAAUAAUCCCUGUUUUAUAAGAUGUUCUCCAUACCUUCCAUCCAUGCCAUAGAACUACAGUUCCCAAGGUUCCCUGGAAAAAGAUAAUGACUGUUCAACUAGUUUGAAUCUUUCUUGUGACUAGACCCGUCUCUACAUAACAGGGGUGGGGAACUUUUUUGGACUUCCACAUGCUGUUGGAGUCCAGCUGCUAUUAAGCCACACUUGCUGGGACUGAUGGGAGUUGGAGUCAAACAUCUGGAGGGGCACAAGUUCCCCAUUCCUGCUAAGUAAUAUAUCUCUCUCUGUAAUUAUUGUUUCAUAAAUCCUAUAUUUAAUCUCAGUUGGUAGAGCCUGAGAAUCUUAAUCUCAGGGUUCUGGGUUCUGAGCACAAUUCAAAGUGUUGAUGCUGACCUUUAAAGCCUUAAACCAGGCAUAGGCAAACUCAGCCCUCCAGAUGUUUUGGGAGUACAACUCCCAUGAUUCCUAGCUAACAGGACCAGUGGUCAGGGAUGGUGGGAAUUGUAGUCCCAAAACAUCUGGAGGACCGAGUUUGCCUAUGCCUGCCCUAAACAGCCUCAGCCCAAUAUACCUCAAGGAGUGUCUCCACCCCAAUCGUUCUACCUGGACACUGAGGUCCAGCGCUGAGGGCCUUCUGGCGGUUCCCUCACUACGAGAAGUGAAGUUACAGGGAACCAGGCAGAGGGCCUUCUCGGUAGUGGCGCCCGCUCUGUGGAAUGCCCUCCCACCAGAUGUCAAAGAGAUAAACAACUAUAUGAUAUUUAGAAGACAUCUGAAGGCAGCCCUGUUUAGGGAAAUUUAGAAUGAUUGAUGUUUUAAUGUAUUUUUAAUCUUUUGUUGGAAGCCGCCCAGAGUGGCUGGGGAAAGCCAGCCAGAUGGGUGGGGUAGAAAUAAAUUAUUAUUAUUAUUAUUUUGGGUUUGAGUCUCACAUUGGGCAAAAGAUUCUUGCAUUGCAAGGGGUUGGACUAGAUGACCUGUGUGCUUCUAUGUUAAAAACUAAAGGAUUAGGACAACAGUCUCUUACCUCCUACAGCUAUAAAAUUAUCACUUUUAAAAAGAAAUGUCUUUUAAAAAUAGUUUUGGGGACUGCAAAUAAAAUUUUCUGUUUUAAUGCAUAUUUUAGGGCAGGUUCAAGCUGUACAAGGAAGAACCCAGAAUCAAGGUAUGUCCUAACUUAAAUGAAUAUAUAUUUUCUUCAUUUAAGCUAAGUUUAGUUUAAAGUAAUCAUAUUUACUAAUUACAAUUUAUGUUCAAGUUUAUGUGUUGACCAGUAAAAUAUUUUUAAAGCAUUCAGAGGCAGUUCCAGCCAUGCAAGUAACAGAAAUAUCGCUCGACCUAAUACAGGUAAAACCUUCAUAUGAUUUUUAAAAUGUUAUAAAAAGCAGCAACCAGAGCCCACUCUUAAAGACGUUCACUUGGAAGUAAGUUUCCCUGAGUUACCUACAAUUACUACUUAGGAAAUACACCUAAGAAAUACUGGAUACAAUUUAGCCCGAGUUAAAAAUUUUAAUUCCUUGUUAUUUCAGUAGAUUCUACUGUAGAAUUCAGUAGAUUCUUUUUAUUUUAAAUGCCAGCGAUUUCAUAUGAAAUCGCUGGCAUUUAAAAUAAAAAGAUUUGGUUGGAUUGCAGCCAUUUUGAUUUUGCACCAUUUUUGUAUUAUUAUUUAUUAAAUUUAUAUACCCCCCUAUACCCACAGGCCUGUAGUGGUCUGCUAAAAUGGUAAAGGUAAAGGGACCCCUGAUCAUUAGGUCCAGUCGUGACCGACUCUGGGGUUGCGGCGCUCAUCUCGCUUUAUUAGCCAGUCAUGUGGCCAGCAUGACUAAGCCACUUCUGGCAAACCAGGGUAGCACACAGAAACGCCGUUUACCUUCCCGCCGGAGUGGUACCUAUUUAUCUACUUGCACUUUGACGUGCUUUCGAACUACUAGGUUAGCAGGAGCAGGGACCGAGCAAUGGGAGCUCACCCUGUCGCGGGGAUUAGAACCGCCAAUCUUCUGAUCAGCAAGUCCUAGGCUCUGUGGUUUAACCCACAGCGCCACCCGCGUGCUACUUAUCCUCUAAAGUUCAAACUACUUGAGUCAAGUUAUUUUGUAGGAGUUGAAAUCCAUAACCCAUUAACAUCACCAGAGCAGUUCUAAUAAAAUGAACAGGACUGACCUGAUUAAAUCAUGUAUAGCUUGCAACCCAAGCCCAGGAGAGGUCAGUUGACUUCUGUGUGACAUUAUGAUAGCAUUUCAGGCUGUAAAUGCUGAGGACCAGAGUGCCCAUCCUAAUAAUAUUUGCUGAAGCUAAACUGUCUUGAUGUACAGGGAAGUCCCUAUUAAUACUACCCCCAUUUUAAAACUGGUGAAAUAGACUCACCGGAAUUAUGCCUCUGUGUAUUAAAGUUGACCCUUUUGACAAACCACACAGGUCUUCAAAGGCAAGAGCCGAUUGUCUCAUUCCGGAAACCUUCCACCUCUCCUGCCAAUCUAGGUAAGUUUCCCCAUAAACCAAGGCAGAUUUUGACAGGAUUUGUCACCUAGAUUUCUCUGGGCUUGUUAGUCUGAACCAGAAGCACUACUUCCUCUCACCUCAUAUGCAAAAAAUCUAUUGUUUUCAACAGAGCAGUGCUUGAGUCAUCUGAGUAUUCUUUUACAUCCAGUUCCCUAUGUCUGGUGCUCAUGAUACCAACCAACAAUUUGCUUCCUUUCAGGCAGUUUCCUAUAUAUGCAGAAUAAACUUUAGUCUUGAUUAAAGUAUUGUUCGUAAGGGCCUGGUGUUCCAUUGCAGAUCUGUACUGCAACAUAUUCUUGACAUGAUCAUAGUGCAUUAGCAGUGGGUUUAUCCUGCUUUGGUUUGUUCUGCAGCGUUUCCCAAAGCUAUCUAUCACAUUAUUGCUAUCUGGAGGGGCCAUAUUGCAAUAAAAGCAAAAGCAAAAAUAAAUCAGAACAUUUCUGGUUUAAAAUGCUAUGGGAUUUCAUCAGGAAGUGGCAGGAUAUGCGGUUAUUGGAAACAAAGCAAAACAAAAACAAAAACAAACAAAACCAACCUUUGCAGAUGCAAACAGUAUUGAAAAGGAGGUCACAUAUGACUGCCCCAAUAGCAUCAUGAGCACAAAUCACCCAUCUCACAUCACAGUAUCUGCCCAAACACUGGAAAUUGAGGCUGACAAAAAACAACACAAAAGGCAAUUUCCAUAGUGCAUCAGCCCCUUCUUUGAGAAACAAUCAUUAAAAGAAAUGGGACAAGCCAAAGACCCAGGAAACAGCUGGCUUGUCACUUUUUUGUUGUUGGAACAAACAGUAUGAAGAAAGCCACAUAAGUACCCUCCUCAAAAGUUCAUGUCAAAACUAAAAAAAAAUUUCAUUUGUUUCUGGCACAGAAUGUCUCUUAACUUAAUAUUUCACUUAAGGAAGGAUCUGUCAUAUCCAUGUCAUGCUCUAUUUAUUCUGCUUCUUACAUAUACUUCUGCUUAUUCUCACAUAUACUUCAUUUUACAAAGGGUCUCGCCUAAAGGAACAGCAUUUGUUCUGUUAACUUCAGGUUGGUUUGGUUUAGUGGUUUGCUUUUGUUUCUUUUACUUUUAAGUAAUUACUGUUUUUCCCUCUUGUGUGUGGAAGCUAUAGAAACAGACUUGUGGAAACUGGGAUCAAGCCUUUUUGACACAGGUAGUAUUACGCAAUGUUUUCUAAUCACCAACUCUGUCAUUUUAAGGCUUUCGAUUGGAGCUGCACCUUUACCUGCCUCACACCAGACGUAGGUGGGUGUGGCUUGGAAGAAACAGCCUCAUAGGCCAAAUAAGCACCCCUAAUUGCAAGGCCUAAUUAAGUCCACAGACUAGAAGCUCCCCCACUUGCUGCUUUAGGAAGAAAUUACAAGGCCCUUUUUACAUGAGAAGCAUUUGCAUGCUAUAUGCAAGAAAUCUACCUGUAUGAUCAUCACACACAUUAUAAACUUCCACAGAACUGUUGUGAACAGUGGCUAUCCUGAGUAUGAAUUGGGCAAAUCCACACUUACUUUUUGCCCUGGGCUUUCGAGGCACAGGUCUGCACUUCAAAGCUAUGUGUCCAAGCACUCUUUCUUUUGCAAUUCAGUUUGGGUUUCUAAUGGAUUGGUAUUUGUGCCAAUCCAAUGGUGAGGAGUGGGUUUUUGCGGGGAAAGCUCCAGAGCAAAAAACAGAGCCACUCCGACAUGGAGCUUUAAAGCAUGGACCAUGCCUGGAAAGUGUGGAGGAAAGGGUGGACAAGCCCUGACAGGAGCAAAUGUAAUGUAGGAAAAGAAAAUUGCAUUAUUAUUAUUAUUAUUAUUAUUAUUAUUAUUAUUAUUUAUACCCCGCCCUCCUCAGCCGAGGCCAGGCUCAGGGCGGCUAACACCAAAUAUAUAAUACAUUCAAAACACAAAAUCAAACGAUUAGUUUAAAAUACAAUUUGAAUGGCAUUUAAAAUCAAAAUAAAAUUAAGUGGGAACCCAUGAAUCAUAACCAUAGGGGUAAGGAAUUAAAAGCUCACCAGACCCAGCCACUCGUGCUGGUCCCAUAUGGGCCAACUGAAAGAGCCAAGGAGGCCACUUACAUACAGGGUCCUAUAGAAAGAAGGGAGUCAGACUGGGCCCGGACCAAAGGCCUGGCGGAACAGCUCCAUCUUGCAGGCCCUGCGGAAAGAUGUCAAAUCCCGCAGGUCCCUGGUCUCUUGCGACAUAGCAUUCCACCAGACUGGGGCCAGGGCUGAAAAGGCUCUGGCCCUGGUUCCAGGCCAGUCUAACUUCCUUGAGGCCCGGGACCUCCAAAGUAUUAUUGUUUGUGGACCUUAAGGUCCUCCGCAGGGCGUACCAGGAGAGGCCUAUAUUAAGCUAUGGCAAGAUAUGCAAUUUGUUUUCAUAUUUAGGUCUGCAUGUGUGUGCUAUAAAAUGAAGCCUUUCUAAAAAUCAGAAAGCAGAGAGUCACAGCUGAAACGUGAGGUUGGAAUGAUGAAUCUGCAGAUGAGGGGUCAACGUUAUGGAGGAUCCUGCCAUACAUGAAACAGAAAGGGAUUUUAACUUAAUCCGCCCAAAAGCAGAUUCAUCACAUGAAUCUUGCCGGUUGUGUAAGUCAUUAUGUUGCAGUUACUGAGUACAUGUGCUUGUGAACACACCCCUAGUCCUAUUCCAUAAUGUUUUAGCUAUGCUUUGCCCUUUCUUGUUUGCUAAAGUGGGAGAGUUGUGUGAGGAUGGGCUUGCAUAGGCGAUGCAUCCAUAUGCACAGGUCAGAACAGCCAAAAGGUUUACAUUUCCAAAUUGAAUCUCAGCACAUGUAUCAGGAUGUUAAGAGAUUACCAUCAACAGAAAGUAAAAACACUCUAAAUGUUCAGGUGGAUGUCUGGAUACCUAUUUGCAGGCAAGAUUAUUCAUCACACAGCUUGAGGUGAGAAAAGGGAAAUUUUCCAAGGGACCAGAAUACAAUAAAAAAUUAGCUCAGUGAUGAAGUUUGAUGCAUGCUGAUUAUCACUUCAAAGAGAAUUAUUUUUAGUUUGUAUGUGACAAGUAUUGCCUGAGUGGAGAUUUAAUGAGCCUGGACAGCUGUGACAACUCAGUGGUGAAAAAGCUUAAUUGGCUUGCAGUGAAGCACCAAGGCACAGUGAGGGAAUAUUCCCAGGACUGACAAUAGAGUCUUCAAGCCAGCCUGGGAACCUAGAAGGGCUCACUAGAAAGGGCUGCCUUUUCAAUGUAUUGCCUUUUCUCAGUGAUACAUGAUGGGUGGCAUUUUUAUUAAAAAGAACUAUAUAAUUAUCUAAUUGCAGUCAAGCAGUGGCCUGAAAGCCAGGCUGCAAAGGAAAGACCUCCCUCUACAGCCUCAGCCUAAACUCAAACAAUGGCUGCGGCUGCAAAGUCAGAAUGAGAAUGCUCUCCCGACUCUUUUCCAGCUGUGAAUCGGCACCAAAUUCAAAAAGCACCAGACCAGCCACGAAAAGGAAGAAUUAGGAGUGCAGUUAGAACACACUCUCAGUGCUUUCUUUUCAGUUUUAUCUUGUGAAUUUACCUGUCCAUGACACCUGGUGAUGGAUGGGGAGGGUAAAGGGCACGGAUUGAGCCAAGCCAUACUGUGAGGUGAAGAUUUCCUACUGCUGAUCUAAUUUUCAGCUUUCUAGAGGUGUAAAGUUCAAAUAAAGAUAAACACCACAUGGACCAUGUUGUUCAUGUUUCAAAAUGAAAUUGUUGUGGGGUAAAUUCCAUGUAGGAUGACACAGUGCAUAAACACAGUCUAAUGUGUGGAACAGAGCCUUGUUAGCCCCAUUUUGUGGUAUGCCCCUUGUUAGCCCCAUUUUGUGGUAUGCCCCAAAGUGCAAGAAUACCUGGUGAUAAUUUACAGUUCAUUGUGGCGAGACAAGAAUUUACAGUUCAUUGUGGCGAGACAAGAACUCCUUUCUAUGUUUCCUCAUGGCACAUGUAAUUAUCCCACCUCUUAUAUCAGCAAGUAGGGCUGUGAAUUUUAAUCAGUAGGUGAAUGAACCACACAUAUAACAGCCUAACAUCCAUGAAUUCUGAAGUCAAAAAAGCUAGUAGCUACCACUAUAUCUCAGAUGUAUGUGGUACAUAUUUUAUUAUUUAUAACCUGCCCAUCUGGUUGGGUUUCCUCAGCCACUCUGGGUGGUUCACAGCACAUGUCAGAACAUACUAAAACAUCAAACAUUUAAAACUUCCCAAUACAGGGCUGCCUUCAGAUGUCUUCUAAAAGUCAAAUAGUUGUUUGUUUCCUUGACAUCUGAAGGGAAGGUUUUCCACAGGGAGGGCUCCACUAUUGAGAAGGCCCUCAAAAAUAUGCCCAUGAGUCAUCAUCUCAUGCGCUUUGCAUUUAAUAACCGACUGUGUCAUUAUUGAUCAUUCCAGGUUUCAGUUCCAAGGAAGACGUGGUCCCCAAACCCCUGGAACCAGUUUCACAGGGAAACCCAAGUAUGUGCACCAGCCAAGUAUUGGCACCUGAGAGUCUGCCCUUUUAAAGCUUCAGCCAUUGGGAGAAAGGGAGAGCCUUCUUAGAGGUCUUCCCCAUUGUGAUUUCUGGGAGAAGGGAAAGAAUGGAUGUAUCAGGGUUCAAAGAUGUCAUGCAGGUUGCAGUGGAAUCCACAUUUUGCUAAUGAGCUUAUUUUUUGCUGAAUCCAUUCCUAAGUUAGCUGAAGAGAAAUCACCCAGGACUAGUUAUUGGUUUUUACUGCUGCAGACUGAGCUGCUGUUUAACCUAGCUGUGAUUUUCAAGAUACCGUAUUUUUCGCUCUAUAAAACGCACCAGACCACAAGACACACCUAGUUUUUGGAGGAGGAAAACAAGAAAAAAAAUAUUCUGAAUCUCAGAAGCCAGAAGAGCAAGAGGGAUCGCUGCGCAGCAAAAGCAGCAAUCCCUCUUGCUGUUCUGGCUUCUGGGAUAGCUGCGCAGCCUGCAUUCGCUCCAUAAGACGCACACACAUUUCCCCUUACUUUUUAGGAGGGGAAAAGGGAUUCUUAUAGAGCAAAAAAUAUGGUAAUAUAAACUGGAUGUUUGAGGCACACAUUUGCAAGAGCUGCAAAAUUUUGCCUAAAAAUUCAGUGAAGCAGCCCAGGGUGUUACUCCUCUCAGCCCCAGACAGCAUGCUCAACGGGCAACCCACCCUUUUAGCUAGAGGGUUUUAGUCCUGGAGCAUAGGUAGGCAAACUAAGGCCUGGGGGCCAGAUCCGGCCCAAUCGCUUUCUAAAUCUGACCUGCAGACAGUCCGGGAAUCAGCGUGUUUUUACAUGAGUAGAAUUUGUGUUUUUAUUUAAAAUGCAUCUCUGGGUUAUUUGUGGAGCAUAGGAAUUCGUUCUCCCUCCCCCCAAAAAAUAUAGUCGCCCCCCCCCACAAGGUCUGAGGGACAGUGGACCGGCCCCCUGCUGAAAAAGUUUGCUGACCCCUGAUCAAGUGGAUCACUGGUCACCUAUCCUUGGUCUGUUGCCAUGGUAAAACCAUCAGGGGCUUCCUGAGCAGUCAUUAUAUAUAUAUAUCUGAUUAUACAGUAAGGUUUCUUUUUUCUGACCCAAUAUAGAAUUCUAUUUAAAGUGACACUUUAUCCUAACUUAGGGGUUGAACUGCUAUGUUGUUGGACUGCAGUUCCAGUAUCCAUAAACAUUGAUUAUGCUGGUUGGAGCUGAUGCGAUUUGGAGUUCAGCAUCUGGAGGGCCGCAGAUUCCCCAUUCCUGUCUUAAAGUACAAACACAAUUGGAGAAAAUGCUACCUGGUAUAGGGAAGCGUGGAGGUUUUUCUGCCAGGCAAAUCAGAAUGCAAAGGUAGUGGGUGGGUGGGUUUGCAAAACAAUAUCAUAAGAACAGUGCCAUUUUACUAGAAAGAGAGGUGCCGGAACUCACUAUGAAUGCCUCCCUCAUUGUCUUAGAAUGGCAAUGGCAUCCACUUGAGAGGUGCCAGAACUGAGUUCUCCAUGAGACCAAUGGUCCAGCAUCCUGUUCUCACAGUGGCCAACUAGAUGCCCAUGGGAAGCUCACAAGUAGGACUCAAGCACAGGAGCACUCUACCUGCAACUGAUAGUCAGAAGCACACAACUCCAGCUGUGGAGGCAGAACAUAGCCAUCAUGGGCCACAAGCCUGUUUAUCCUCUCUCCCUGCCCCAGAGGCAUUAAUUUCAUUCUCAAAACGUGCCCUCCUAAUUCUUGCUCUUAAUGCCAUCAAUAUCAAUCUUAGAUUAUGGCUACUCAGGGACAAAAUUUAUGAAUCACCUUUAAAUAGCUGCAGGAAAGUGCUAAUUUUCCUCCUAAAAUAGCAAGGUGGGUGUAUCUGCCUCACCAGGUUUUAUCACAGUUCUCCGCAAAUAAUUGCUGGAUUUUGUCAGGGGUUUAUGCUUCUGGAGCCAAUCUUGUAAUGAAAGGAAUGCCAUGCAGGAGCCAGGAACAAUCUCAGCACACAGUACAAAUCCUGAUUCGGAGUAAGUAAGUUGGAACGCACUCGGAACAAGAUUACUCACAUGGGGAAUCUUUGCAAGCCUGGCACCUCUUAAGUGAAAUAUACCUUUAUUGGCACACCUGUCUUGGUGGGAGCAGUUUCAAAGAAAACCAUACAAGAAGCCUGACUAGGAACAAAAACCAUUAAUUGCCAUUUAAGCUUAUCCAAAUGUUGAUCCCUUUCAAGGAAACGAGUAUUUUCUCAGCAGCUUAGAGCAAAAGAAGAAUAGACUGCUAUUUCUUGAAGACACUCCUUGCAGGUCAGAAUGAAUAAAUUUGGUUACUUAAAAAAAGAAAUAGAGAGAAGAGGUUGCUUUAGCUUUGGGUGUUUGUCUACUGUUCUGUGAGCCAAAAUAGCAAGAUGAGUGAGGACACGUGCAUUUAAAAGACUACAAUCAAGUUUUUAAAUAUCUAGACUGGAGAGGCAGAUCUGAAAGCCACAAAGGAGAUUAUCAUUCUUUGAAUUACUUCCAUGUCUGGCAAAAUAGCAAUUCCCACUUCAAUAAAGAAGGAAUUUUUUUGUUCCAGCACUAAUUAAAGAACACUUUUUGUAUGGGGGGGUUGGUUUUUUGUUUUCAAAUAGCUAUACAAGUCAGAAUGCAGGAAUGGAGAAUACAACCACAAUGCACACUGAAAUGCAGGAAGGAAAGAGAGGCACUCAGUGUGGUAAAACUUUCAUGCGGUAAGACUGCUGCUGGACCGUACCACUUCAGACUUGGUGAGAGGGGGGUAGAACAGUGCUCCUUCCUAUAAAGCACACAGUGCAUAUAGAAAAUUAGCAGAGAAGAGAAAAUUCUUCUGUUGCUAACUCGCAAUAUACUCAUCUUAUAGGCGCAAGGAAAAUGUUGUUUAUUAGUUUGGGUUCGUUCUGUGGAGACAACUAAUUAUUCAACCUCACACCACCAUCCUGAAGUUGCUCAGUCCGCAUGAGUCACAUAUAAAUAACUGCUUGUCUAAAGUGCCUCUGAAGUCCAAGUCUUGCAAAGUUGUCAAAUCUUAUACAAUCAUUUAAUGACAUGAUUUGAAUAUGACUGCUCCUGAUGUAUUCAAAUAGCCCACAUGAAGCUCAACCCUCUUAUACAUCUUCUGAGAAGUUGGCCUCAUUAGAUUCAAAUGGGAUUUAGUCCCAGGUAAGUGUGCAUAAUACAACUGUAUCCUUAGUGUAUGUGGGAACUCCUAAAAGUGCCUUCUGAGCUAACCUUUCCUUUCAAAGGUCUGUGUGUUUUCAAGGUGGCCUGUAUCAGCUGAUCUAGUAGAAGUAGAAGGAAGAAUCAUAGAAUUAUAGAGUUGGAAGGAACCCUGAGGGUCAUCUAGCCCAACUCCUUGCAAUGCAGGAAUAUUGCCGUUGUCCCAUAUACGGAUCAAACCUGCAACCUUGGCAGAUUGGGAACCAUUGGUAGAUAUGGAUGCAGUCUGCAGUAGAUCAUCAAGGGUUUCUGACUUCUGAUUGUCAAACCAUAGCAACAGCCAAAGAACUUUCCCCACCUAGAUUAGCCUGCUGAAAUGAGGUGGACCAGGAGAAGAGAACUUUUGGGUUUAAGGACUGUAAACUUGGUUCAGUUCUGGUAAUAAAAACACAUUUCAAAGCUCAGACUGUGCUCCAAGGCACCAUGUUCAUUAAUCGUGCAUAUCUUUAUACUAAAUUCUGGUUGGUAAAAGUUUGGGGGGGGUUGUGGGGGGAAGAAAAGUAGAUUAAACAAUCCUGAAGUUUGCCCAGCUCUGUGGAUGGAACGUUUACAGAAACAGAAUUCUUUCUGAACAGAAACAGAAACACUAGUUCUUCUCUACUUGCCAAGUAGGGUUAUUGUUAUCUAUGUCAAGUAAAGCUUUGUAAUCUUUGGUAAAUUCUGUGAAUGAUUGAGCACAUGCUCUGUUAUCAUGGUUUGAGGUGUGUUUUUGUACUCAUGCAGGAAAAACACAAAAUAUAUGCAAAAGGAACUCCACAGUUAACUGUAAUCUAUUCUUUUUUCAGAUUGCAAAGUUGAUUUAUCCUUCUUGAUAGAUGGCAGCUGGAGCAUUGGCAAGCGCCGCUUUCAGAUCCAAAAACAGUUCCUCAAAAAUGUUGCUCAAGCCCUGGAUGUGGGCCCAGCUGGUCCUCUUAUGGGCAUCAUCCAGUAUGGGUAAGAGAGUAUGAUGCAUUUUCAUAACAUCUGUGCUGUCUGACAUCCAUCACCAUGUCUGUGGCAACACCACAGGAACUUCUUGUGGCAAACUACUUAAUACACUUUUUUUUUGUUCUACAAAUUGAAGCAGAUAUGUAUCUCACAUUGCUAGACUGCACCAGCACUGCAUCAUAAAAGUCAUAUAUCUUAAGUUAGGACCUUGUUAACUUAUUUGAUAUAACCAACCAUGGUCAAAAUCCAGUCUUAAUCUCCAUUGUCAGAAAAAGAUUUCCAAAUACAGAGAUUCUUGAUUGUUCCACAACCUUUCUGCAGAUCACUUGAAUGGAGUGUAUAGACCACAACUUGAGAACCUCUCUAAUAGCCCAUACUUCAGGGAUUAUGUGAGUCCAACAACACUGGGGGAGACCGCAGGUUCCUCACCCCUCACCCAUCAAGGGCAGUUGCCCCACCUACAAACAUUUUUUUUGUCAAAUAAUUGAUUUUUAAAAAGCAGCCACGAAUGUAAGUUUCACAUAUGACAUGUUUACACAUUUCUAUGAAAACACAGGAAAUAUUCAUGCAAAAUUACUAUAAAUUACAACUAGUAUUAUUAAUGUGUUAAUAGUUAAUGCCAUAUUGUGUAUGAACGUAUUUUCCUGGGGAUAACACAAAACGAAACUGCUCCAUUUUCAUUUUACAAAUAGUGAUGACCCUUCAACUGAAUUUAACUUGAAGACUUAUACAAACUCUAAGGAUCUGCAAAAUGCCAUAGAGAAAAUACUACAGAAAGGAGGAUUGUCCAAUGUUGGUAUGUAUCCUGCACAAUACAUCCACAGCUAAUCAGUUUAAGAAUCAAAAGAUGUUGGUAUGCUAGAUGUUCUAGGCAGAUUGAGGUCAAGACCACAAACUGUCCUCACUCAUUUCUGGUUCCUCUUCCCUUAGUUUGGAAAAUACUUUGUCUUCCAGAGAAUCAGGAUUUAAUAUCUGAAAGUUUUCUCUGAAUAGCUUGUCUCUUUCACAGUGCAAAUAUAGCACAUUGGUGAGACACCAACCACCAUAGAGUUCCAAACAGAAAUUAAAAUAAUUAAUACCUUAGUCACUGCUUUUUUUUCUAAAAAAAUGUUUAGGGGUACUACCAUUUUCCUACUCAUAUUGAAAUACUGCCCAUCAUUGAAGCCAAACUUAGAUUCACAAAAUGUUUAGGGGUAUGUGUACCCCUGCUCCCCCCCCCCUCCGAAAAAAGCACUGACUUUAGUUCAGUAUCCCUUAUUGCAAAUCUAUUCCCUCUUUCGGCUUUUAAAACAUAUCAGGCAGAAGUUAGAGACACAUUUGACCAACCAAGCAAGGAAGGAAGACACACACAUAUACGAAGAUUCCACGGCCGGUUCCGUUAUUGGACGAGGGAUCGCAUGCAGAUGUGGGAUGUGAAUGCACAAAUGAGAUUUGCAUCAGCUUUGUUAUGCACAUUUGGAUAUGAGGCAACCCUUUGACAUCACGUGGCUCUGGUGGGGGCAUAUAUGUCCAUUUCCAUGCGGAUAGAAAAAUGUAUCUUCAACCAGCAACUUAGAUUGAAUGUGCUUUUUUGCCUGUAACUAGAUCUGGGCCACUGAUGAUUUGAGAGAAUCCUCAAAUUGUUGUUGCUCCUGUCCUCAAUUUUAUAGUUUCUGUUGUUAGUUAUAGACAAUAAUAGGCAAAACAAUAAUACAAAUGGCAAGGAGCUCAGGUUCUAAGAGAUUUUAAUGUUCCUUUUCAUUGUUUUGCUCAGCAAGUUACAACUCUUACUUCCCUCCACCCCCCAUCUUCAUGCAGGGAGAGCGCUGUCCUUUGUUAACAAAAACUUCUUUGAGGAUGCUAAUGGGAACAGAGGUAGUGCACCCAAUGUUGCUAUAGUGAUGGUGGAUGGGUGGCCUACAGAUAAAGUGGAAGAGGCCUCUCGGCUGGCAAGGGAAUCUGGCAUCAACAUUUUCUUUGUCACCAUUGAAGGACCAGAUGAAAAUGAAAAGCAGAAUGUUAUUGAAACAAACUUUGUGGACAAGGUAAGGGGUACACUGGGAUCCAUCAAGAAAGAGGCAAGAUUUCUUGAUUCUGAUGAAAGGUGGGAUCCGAACUCUUCAUCACAUGUAGGCGAGUCAAUAUAAAGUGAGACAUCCUUGCCUAGUCAAAAACCCACAAGUGUGAGUGAGCAAACUGGCUACCACUCUGUUCCAACAACGUCCAGCUAUAGCUAUAUAGUUCUCUCUUUGAAAUAUUCACAUGCUACAAUAGUCACUAUAUUGAGACUCAAUAUGGCAAAGUUUUACAAGAUCCCCGGUAUAAACAGGAUGCAUCUAUGUACGCUUAGUUCUUCAGUGGAGUCACACAGGGCAGAUUAUGAAGGUUCAGCAAGUGGGACUGCAAGACUCAAGCAAUCAACUCACUUCAAAGCCUCAAUCAAGUUGUGUAGUGUUAGAUCAUGUUUACUGAACGCUGUGUACUCUUGCCUCCAGUUUUCCUCCAAAACACACAAAAGUUCUGGAUACACUUCAGUUAGAACUCAUUCUCACAAGCUAUGUAGUAUAGGUCAGGUACUCAUGACAAAAUGCCUCUUCAACUGAGUGGUGUUAGUCUGGCAUGUAUGUAGUCUUUCCUGGAAGGUUGGCAAAUGAGCCCAAGCUCAGGAAGCAAAAUGGACUUUGAGAACUGUCCUUCAGAAUACAUCUAUUUUCCCCCUCCCUCUGGACACCCUUUCAGAUAAUUUUGUGCACUUUCCACUGUGUCUGUGCCAUGAAAUACAUUUCCUAUGAACUUCAAAGCCCCUUAAUGCCUUCAACCUGGGAAGCCUCCAGACUGAAUUGCACUGGCUGAUGGUCUUGAUUUCCUUUAGGUUUGAAUGGGGGAAGAGCCACAGUAAGCCUCUGUGCACUUGCCAGACUGGGAAAGUAGAAUGAGGCAAGAAGCCCUGUGUUCAUACAUAGUGACUUAAUGGUAGCUGUAUCUUAGAAAAUGGAAAUAACUUUAAGACAUGAGAGCAAACACGUCUGCAAUGAAUGUUAAGCCUGUUGACAGAAGUAGAGUCAAUUCAGAUGCUAGUUUUGCAAUGUGGCAGGUACUUGAGUAACAAGUAUAGACCAUUUAGCUGCCUUUAAGCUGGAUGUAGACCUCAACAUCUAAGAAACGAUAAGGGCGGGUAUUAUUCAGCUGUGUUUUCUACCAGUUUGAUGCAAUACCAGUUUGUCUCAUAAAAACAUUUCAUACAUAGGGACAGAGCUGUCGUAAGGUGAAAUCAAUGACUGACAGUAAUAAGUUGCCUCCAUGAAUUUUGCUGUAACUGCUCUUGAAAUUCAUUGCUUUUGUUUUCUCUCUUUCAGGCUGUGUGCAGGACCAAUGGGUACUAUUCCAUCAAUGUGCCCAGUUGGUUCAGCUUACACAAAGUAGUGCAGCAGUUAGUGAAGCGAGUCUGUGACUCUGAUCGCCUGGCAUGCAGCAAGACCUGUCUCAAUGCAGCGGAUAUUGGAUUUGUCAUUGACGGGUCCAGCAGCGUUGGCACUGGCAACUUCCGCACCCUCCUCCAGUUUGUCGCUAACAUCAGCAAGGAAUUCGAGAUUUCCGAUACAGACACACGCAUUGGAGCUGUGCAGUACACCUACGAACAGAGGCUGGAGUUUGGCUUUGACAAGCACAGAACGAAGCAGGAUGUCCUAAACGCUAUCAAGAGAAUCAACUAUUGGAGCGGAGGAACCAGCACCGGAGCAGCCAUCAACUAUGCCUUUGAACAGCUCUUCAGCAAAUCCAAACCAAACAAGAGGAAGAUAAUGAUUCUUAUUACAGAUGGCAGAUCAUACGAUGAUGUCCGGGGGCCGGCUGCAGCGGCACAUCAGAAUGGUAAGCCAGAAGACCCUAUAAACACCUAUUUUAGGGGUAGGCAACCUGUAGCCCUCCAGAUGUCACAGAACUACAGCUCCCAUCAUUCCCGACCAUAGCUUAUACUGGCUGGAGGUGAUAGGAUUUGGAGUCCUGCAACAUCUGGAAAGCACUGAAGAACAGAAGAGUCCUGUUCCAUCAGACCAAGGCCCAUCUAUGCCAGAACCCCUCAUUUAUUUUUAAAGAAGCUUUGCAUAAAGCACUCAAACAAUGGGGCUCUGGAUCUAGAAUAUGGCAUCUAAGUUUUGCAAGCCAGAAGUCCAAGUUUGGCAUAAUAAUUAAAAAAAAGUAGUGUAUUUGUAUAUUCUUGGUGAACAUUAAGCCCUUCAGUUUUUGAAACACGGGAAGGACACGUAUGAGUCAUUCAACAAGACAAUAGGGAAUGGGGAACAACAAGCCUGGGGAUUGGAAUGCCUCAUUUAUUUAAGUUUAAACACCUCACCACUUCUGAUAAUAUUUUUGGGCCCUUAUACGGAUAUUACUUUGAAUGCAAUAUUGUUUCAAAUAAGGCAUUAACCUCAUUAUGUACUCAUGUUUCUCACUUCAGGAGUCAUAGCCUAUUCAGUCGGAAUUGCAUGGGCUGCCCAAGAUGAGCUGGAAGCCAUUGCUACUGACCCCGACAAAGAACACUCCUUCUUUGUGGACGAGUUUGACAGCCUCUACAGAUUUGUUCCUAGGAUCAUCCAGAAUAUUUGUACCGAGUUUAAUUCGCAACCACGGAACUGAAAUCAGCAGCAGGCUCCAGGAAACACUGCAUCACUACAUGAGAAAAUGUUUGGCAAGCAAUGCCAGCCAGGAGGCUCAAAGGCAUCUGUGGCUAAGAGCCAAUGUCAACUCUAUUCUCCAUGCAUGGCAAUAAUGGGUGUAGACUGAUCAAUCUCCUUCCCCCCACCCUUGCUGGUUUCAAAACUGAUUCAGUAGAGGAGCCGGCUACAGUCCUUGGUUAGAUAAUUCACUUGACUCAAAUCUAUAGUUUGGAGUUAACUUCCACAUAGAAUAGGAGACUAAUAGGUCUAAGGCUGUAACCCAGAUGAAGUGGACUUAGUGGGCAUGCCAGAGAUGGCAUUUGUUGGGUACCACCCCAUUUCAACUCUCCAGUGAUGCAGAAUGGCUAACCAACAGCUGGCUUUAAAAUAUUACAUGGCGCUUUGGAACCCGGCCUUUAAUUAAGAGUUGUUGGCAGACACAUGAGGACAGGAAGCAAAGCAAAGGACAAGAGACUACAACAAGCAGGGCAGAUCAGGAUUUGGUUCGGGGGGGGGGAUCAGUAUCAACAAAGAUGGAGUGUGGCACUCACACCAGCUGUCCACAAUUGCUUUGUUGGGCAUAAUAGCACAAGUGUUGAAAGAAUAGUUUGGGGGAAAUUGAAGCUUACAGAUUGCUUAAUUACACAUCACAGAACGUUCAACUGAAGUUAGUUGCAAUGCAGGACAGGCAGACAGAGUCUGUAACCUGGCACCAAAAGAGCAAGGCAGUAAAUUAUAUAUAUGGUUCCUACUGGUUUCCUUCCUGUCUUCAUAAACGAGCCCAGAGAGCAGCUUCCCACAUGCCUAGUUCAGUGACAUCAUAUUCCUUCCAUCUCUUCAGAUUCUAAAAUCAAGCCUCCGCCUAAGAGGGAAUCUGCAGUUUUUACAGAUGCUUCUAGGGUUGAUGCGGUGAUGCAUUACAAAAAGCAUCAGUGGCAAUCUAUUAUUUAUUCUAUAUCCCAUGAGCCAGAGUAUUUAUCACUGGACAUCAGCAUCAAAUGCCCUCUGCUGAUUUUACAACUUCUGUCACAAGCAACAGACCCUGUCAAUUCUCUUUGAUUUUAAUAUACAGCUAUUAGCACUCAGGCCCAAGAAUAGUUUUAUCAGCAAUUUGGUCCUGAAAUGGGCCUUUGGUGUGUUGCGUAAGAUGUCAAAUAGACGUUUAUUCCUACUCUCUGGUUCCUGUUUUUUAACCAGCUGCUGAUCCGCAAGAGAGCUUGUUCUCUUACCCCAUGACUACUAAGUUUACUCAGGAGCCUUUGGAGAAUGAUCUUAUCUUUUAAAAAGUCUUGAGUAUUCACUAGGCUUCCCAUAUGUCAGGAAAAUUCCUGACAUGUCCAGGGUUUCAGGUGUAAAAAUGGCAUCGGGGGGAAUUUUGCCAGCAAAAUGUCAGGGAAAACCCAGAUGUUUAUGCACCGCAGCUCCAAAAGCUUAAAAUGACUAUUUGGGGGGGAAGUUUCUCCCCCAAAAGCCCAACAAUUUUGGGGUCUUCCUGAAAAAAGCUCAACACCUUUGCAGGUGCCAGAAAUUUUACUUUUUGAAAUAUGGCAACCGUGGUGCUUUCUGUCCAGUGGAUCACACCUAUGUGCUUGUUGACAGGACUCAGCCUUUAAAGAAUUUGUUGUGAGUCAAAAUAUCAGUAUUGAGGAGCAUUUGGCUUUGCAUAUGGACUACAGCUACAUGGUCAGCCUUGAGUAUUGACCAUGCUGGUUGGGGUUGAUGGGAGAUGAAGCUCAGCGACAGCUGAAGGAUCCAAGGUUCCCUACCAAUUGUGUAUCUGCUAGUUGUAUCUUUCAUGUUUUUCAUCAGUUUUCCUAGAACAGAUGUUAGGUUUUUUGGCUUGUGAAUUCCUGGAUUUCCUCCCCCACAAGUGGUGCUGUGUUGCCUAUUUCCCAGCUCUCAGGUACAGAGGCCUCUUACAUAUUAUUACAUAAGAGCAGCAAUAUCGCAUCUGAGUUAUUUUAAGAACUCUUGGGUGUCUACACCAUCCAGGCUUGGAGAUUUAUUUUUAAAUCGUCAUUAGGACUUUAUCUCAUCAUCAUCAUUUGCCUUGCCUCCCUGAAAAAGUCGGUUUAUACACGGUAUUUCUCCGCAUCUUCUGCAACGAAGACAAGUGCAAAGAAUGCAGCUGAAUGCAAACAUUUGCAAAGGAUUUGUGGAUGAAACAUGAGUUUGUAAAUAUUAUUUUAACUUUCCCCUCUCUGCACAUGCACCUACAUUAAAGAGCUUUUUAAAAAAUAACUUGCUGUACCCUUUUGCAAUAAAAGUUACAAAAAGGGUGUCCUAGAUCUCAUUUGCUUUGGAGGAAAAAGAAAGCUUACACAAACCCAAUAAACCUUUCCCCCCCUCUAACUCCUGAAACUAAAGCCUGCUUAUGGACUUUUUCCCUUGUAAAGAAGGCAUGAGUAGACCCUUUUUGCUUCCUAGGAUUGUGAACAUAAGAAGCUGCCUUGUGCUGCAUCAGAUCCAUUGGUUCAUGUUGCUCAGUCUGGCUCUCCCAAGCACUCCAGGUUUGCCGCCUGGGUCUUUCGCAGCAAUACUACUGGAAAUCCUAAAUGGGAGGGAGACUUUCAGUAAGUCAAGCAUGUGUUCCACUCCAAGCUUGGACCCUCCUCAAACAUCUAGACUGGUCCAUUCUUAAAUAGCCUUAUAAUUCUGACUAGAUGGACCACUGUGUUAUUCUACAUUGCAUUAGUGCUGAAAGUUUUACAGUGGGAUUGAAGUAAUGGCUGAAGAAGCCUGCACUGCAUUCCAAUUGCAUAUUCUCAAGCUUACUUGUGUGCUAGGAUUCAACCCCAACAUGUUUUCAUGGGCCUUAGUGCAGUGUAUGAAAGUGCCUUCAAAUGUGUUUACUCUCAGCAGUACUUUAUUUACUUGCAGUAUUUAUGGUCCACAUGCAUGAAGCGUUAGGGAAAGGGCUUCCAAAUCAGUAAAGUGCUCUACAUAGUUUUGUUUCAAAAAAACAACAGAAAUUAUUUGUACUUUAUAAUCUGUGUGAAAUAUCCCAUUCAUUUCAGUAUUAAAGUGCAAUAUAGAGCAACCCAAGACAUUCCUAUGUGCUAUCAUUAUUUGUUGAUGGCUCAGGCAAGUUACAAGCAUCAGUAUUUUCGGCUUUAGCAAUAAAUUCACAAUUAAUUCCAAGAGAAUGGAAGUGUCUACUUAUUACAUCACACAGUUUUCUCUUGUGACAAGGCAGAACAUGUGUUUUUUUAAGGGAGAACCACCAUUUUGACACUUUCAUCCAGCAGCCCUCAAUGCAAACUGCAAUCUGUUUUGUAUUUAGCAGAUCCUUAAUUAAUUUAGC